CUGUGUCUGAGCAGCUGAUACCACACACACUCCCCAUCCAGAGCAAGACGGGGCACGCGAUAGCACGCAGUGACAGGUCAGUGAGCUAUACCGCUAUUUAAACACGGCUCCCCGCGGGACUCGUGCUGUCUAACGGUCUCCGUCACCGGUGACUAACCAGCUCUCCCAUUACAGGAACGCUUUAUAUCAGUCAUUCUGUAAUACAGCAAUACGACUACCUGGGAAUACCCGGCUUAGUCUGUACCGGUGUCUCGUACACGGGAAGGUAAGUAGCGGGUGGGUUAUGGGAAUACUAACCGGAGUUAGCGGGCCCUCCCGCACCGAGCAUGGGAACAUUAACCGGAGUUAGCGGGCCCUCCCGCACCGAGCAUGGGAACAUUAACCGGAGUUAGCGGGCCCUCCCGCACCGAGCAUGGGAAUAUUAACCGGAGUAAGCGGGCCCUCCCGCACCGAGCAUGGGAAUAUUAACCGGAGUUAGCGGGGCCCUCCCGCACCGAGCAUGGGAACAUUAACCGGAGUAAGCGGGGCACUCCCGCACCGAGCAUGGGAACAUUAACCGGAGUAAGCGGGGCACUCCCGCACCGAGCAUGGGAAUAUUAACCGGAGUUAGCGGGGCCCUCCCGCACCGAGCAUGGGAAUAUUAACCGGAGUUAGCGGGGCCCUCCCGCACCGAGCAUGGGAAUAUUAACCGGAGUAAGCGGGGCCCUCCCGCACCGAGCAUGGGAACAUUAACCGGAGUUAGCGGGGCCCUCCCGCACCGAGCAUGGGACCAUUAACCGGAGUAAGCGGGGCCCUCCCGCACCGAGCAUGGGAAUAUUAACCGGAGUUAGCGGGGCCCUCCCGCACCGAGCAUGGGAAUAUUAACCGGAGUUAGCGGGGCCCUCCCGCACCGAGCAUGGGACCAUUAACCGGAGUAAGCGGGGCCCUCCCGCACCGAGCAUGGGAAUAUUAACCGGAGUUAGCGGGGCCCUCCCGCACCGAGCAUGGGAAUAUUAACCGGAGUAAGCGGGGCCCUCCCGCACCGAGCAUGGGAAUAUUAACCGGAGUAAGCGGGGCCCUCCCGCACCGAGCAUGGGAAUAUUAACCGGAGUUAGCGGGGCCCUCCCGCACCGAGCAUGGGAAUAUUAACAGGAGUUAGCGGGCCCUCCCGCCCCGCAGACCGUGUACUGCGCUGCGUAGUUUGUGGGCGCUAUUCACCUAUAGCUACCUGUCUGCUUUAUAACGCGUGUACUUUCCUACGUCUGUUUCGUUUUACUAUAUUGCAUUUAUUUUUUUAAUGUUUAACAUGUAUAUCUAGUGCACAUUAACUUGCGUACAUAAUUUUAAAUGUAAGUGUUAUUUCCAUGUGUUUAUGUAUAUGGUGGUAUAUUAGAGGGUUCUUUUUAUUAUUGCACAUGAACAUGGAGUUGUAUAUCACUAGCCAGGUUUAUUUAAAUAGUACUGUAAACUUUUUUUAGGAGAGUGACUGACUUUAUGGACUUAACCACUUUUCCUCCCUAAAAGUCUUUCUUCCUAUCCCGUAAUUGCCCUCUAAAAUCCUUAAAAAAAAAAAAAUGUGUAUUCUUUUUGCCUUGUAAUUUGAUUUCCAUUACACUUGUCAUGUAAGCCCUCAUCACAUUAUACUCCUGUCAGUCCUUCAUGUCUUGUUUCGAGUACUUUGUUGUUGGCAGCACAGCUAUUGUACAGUGCCGUGAAAUUUGUUGGAGUUGUUUAAAUAGGCUUUACUGAACGUUUGUUGUUGCCCAAGGGAAAUUAAGAAUUUAAAUAAUCUGACAAACUAUUUAAUUAAAGCAGUUACUGAGUUUAAAGGGACACUAUAGUCACCCAGACAACUUCAGCUCAAUGAAGUGGUCUCUGUUCCAGGUCCCUCAGGUUUUAUCCCUUCAGAUGCAAACAUAGCAGUUUCAGAGAAACUGCUAUGUUUAAAUUUGGGGUUAAGCCAGCCUCUAGAGGCGCUUCUGCGACGCUGAAGGCAUAUUAUGCCUGCAGAGCGUCCAUAGGAAAGCAUUGAGAAAUGCUUUCUUAUGGACACUUUGAAUGUGCGUGCAGCACUUUCUGCGCAUUCGGCUCAUGUGACGUUGGACGUGGAGAGGUCACCAGCGCCGAGGGAGCCCGGCACUGGAUUAAACUGAAGGGGUUUUAAUAAUCCCUUCAGCGACAUGAGAGGGGGACCCUGAGGGAGAACACUAUGGGGGGGGAGAGAAAACACACACACUAUGGGGGGGGAGAGAAAACACACACACUAUGGGGGGGGAGAGAAAACACACACACUAUGGGGGGGGAGAGAAAACACACACACUAUGGGGGGGGAGAGAAAACACACACACUAUAGGGGAGAAAACACACACACACACUAUAGGGAGAAAACACACACACACUAGAGGGAGAACAAACACACACACACACACACUAUGAGAACAAACACACUACAAACACACACACUAUAGGGGGAGAACAAACACACACUAUGGGGAGAACAAACACACACACACACUAUGGGGGGAGAACAAACACACACUAUAGAGACACACAAACACACACUAUAGGGAGAACAACACACACACUAUACAACACACACACUAUAGGGGAGAGAACACACACACUAUAGGAGAGAGACACACACACACUAUAGGGAGAGAGAACACACACACACUAUGGGGAGAGAGAACACACACACACUAUGGGAGAGAGAACACACACACACACACACUAUGGGAAGAGAGAACACACACACACACACACACACUAUAGAAGAACACACACACACACACACACUAUAGAGAGAACACACACACACUAUAGGAGAGAACACACACACACACACACACACUAUAGAAACACACACACACUAUAGAGAGAGAACAAACACACAACACACACACACUAUAGAGAACAAACACACUAUAGAGAACAAACACACACAAACACACUAUAGAACAAAACACACAUACAGAGAGAGAACACACACACACUAUGGGGGAGAAACAAACACACAUAGGAGAAACAAACACACACUAUAGAGAGGGAGAGAGACACACACACACUAUAGAGAGAACACACACACACACACACACACACACACUAUAGAGAAGACACACACACACACACACACACACUAUAGAGAACACACACACACACACACUAUAGAACACACACACACACAUGAAGAGAGAACACACACACACACUAUAGAGAGAGAACACACACACACUAUAGAGAAACACACACACACACACAUAAGAGAACACACACACACACUAUGAGAGACACACACACACACACACACUAUGGGGGAGAGAGAACACACACACACACACACACUAUAGAGAGAGAGACACACACACACUAUGGGGGAGAGAACACACACACACACACUAUGGGGGGGGGGAGAGAGAACACACACACACUAUGGGGGUGCACUUUUUAUUUUCUUGUAUUCCUACUCUAAAAACUAGGUGCGUCUUAUAGAGCCAAAAAUACAGUACAUAACUCAUAUGAAUGGAGCCUUUUAAAGUGCAUUUGACAAGUUAUAUUGCGUUAACGUUGCCUAUAGAGAUGCAUUGAUUCAAUGAAGAGAUGCAUUUUGCUACACACAUGCACAACAGCCUCUUACUGCUUUCCCAUGCAUUGGAUAGGCUAAUAGUUUGAUCUCAGCAAUAGCGUGGGUGAAAAUAAACACGUUUGCCAUGUGGUGCCUGGGGACCUAAAGAGUUAGACUAUAGUCAUGAAUACAUGUGUUCCUGACACUAUAGUGUUCCUGUAAAUUAGGGUAAUUUUUGUGCUGGGGAUUAAAAUUUUUGCUUGUUUUAUAGUCCUGAAGUCAUAAAGUGCUGCCUAUCCAUACUAAGGAUCAGUGGCAAAAACAUAUCUUAAACUUAAGGUAUGGAAUUCCAUACACAAAUCUUAAAUUUAUGGGGGAAAAAAUUUUUCUUAUACAUUCAGUCAAUUUAGAAUUAUUUUAGCAUUAAAACAUUGUAAAUUUGUAAGAUUAUGAUAACAAAUUCUUGUUCUCAUUCCUCAAAACACACACAAUUCACAAUUUAGGCAUUUUCUAAUGUGGUUACUGAUAAAAUAAACCAUUCAUAUGCCUUGAGCAAUGGGUUGGCAAGCAAGCAGAGCUGCACUAUAGUGUUUUUUUGUACAGCUUCUCUUUGUCUAGAAUGUCAGUUCUUGUAUCCUUCCCUUGCUAUGUUAAAAAAUAAAUAAAAAAAUAAAGUUUAUAAAGCGCCCACAAAUUCUGCAGCACGUAUUUGUAACCAGACGAGAUGGACACAGAGGGAUUUAGGGCACUGCUCUCUAGCUUACAUGCUAGUGGGAGUGAGGUAUAGUGACACAAAAGGUAAGGUAGGGUAGAAAAGUAGGUAGCUAGGAUUUUAUUCAUUGACUGCUUAGUGUUUUGUUUUGAGAACAGUUGCAGGAGAGGAAUUGGGGUGUAGGACGGAAAAGCUGUUUAAUUGAUAUGCUUUCCUAAAGAAGCAAGUUUUCCAAUUUUGUUUACUUUUUUUUAAAGUCUGGGUGAAAGUCUAACCAAGGGCAGUCCAUAGGAAUGGUGCAGCCCUAGAGAAGUCUUUAAAGGGAUUCAAUAGUGCCAGGAAAACCCAUUUUCUUGGCACUAAAUGCUCAUGCAGUGCCCCCUCCUGCAGUGCUGAAGGGGUUAAAACCCCUUCAGUGACUUACCUGACUCCUGCGCUGAUGUUCCUCGGCGCUGGGUCAAGCUCCAACCGCGCUCCUCCCCAGCUGGCGGGAGACCUAAUGCGCAUAAUUUUUACAUUCUUUCCUAUGGAGGAAAGCAUUGACGCUGGAAGUCCUCAUGCAGAGCGUGAGGACGUUCAGCGUCUGAUAACAGACCAAAGGUCCGUUUUGAUUUCAAGUCCUUCUAGUGGCGGUCUGUUAGACAGCCACUAGAGGAAGAGUUAACAAUCAAUUUCUCAGAAACCACUGUAAGGUUAAGGGACAUGGGAUAUUGCACACAGACCAUUUUAAUGAGCUGAAGUGGUCUGAUGCCUAAUGUCCCUUUAAGGCGAGCAUCAGUGGUAGGUCUAAGGCCUCGGUGGGACACUUAAAGUAUUAGUGAGGAUAGGUAGGUUGGAGCAGCAUUGUGUAGAUUUGUAAGAAAGUACCAGGAUUUCAAAUUGAGUCCUAUAGCUUAUGGGUAGCCAAAGUAGGGACUGGCAGAGAGGGUAGGCAUGGGAGUUGCAAGCCUACAGGAAGAUGAGCCUUGCCAUUAAAGGAAUGAUUGUCAAUCACUGACAUUUGCACAUAUGUAACUUUGGUUUAUUUUUUUCCCGUUCUCUGACCCAUUGUAUUGUAGAUAACCAUGCCUGGAUCUGAUUGGGACAGUGAUGGCGAAGAAAACCAUAGUUCUACCAGUGCCGUGAAUUUCAGCAACUCGGUAUGUCUCUUGUGAUUAGGGUUUUAUAAUUUCUAUUAACGCCUUAAUGACGAAGAAUCUUCUGAGAUGCAAUGUGUUUGUGACUAAUGCCUUUUUGGCACUUAAACGGUGUGUUUUAUGGUACCACAAUUCCACCCUUCAUGUUUAAGUGCACCUGUACAUAUUAAAUAUCAUCCUAUAAAGAGGAAAUAGGGCUUUCCCUUGCUACCCUGUUUAUUUACAAAACAAACUAACAUCUUAACGAUCGCUGACAGUCAUGGGAAAAAUCCCCUUGAGGACUGGUGAUGGUCCUGAACAUUCAUAACCGUAUUAUGUACUUACCUGAUCGACGUUCCUCCCAGCCCAGGCAGUCUUCCCUCUGCGAAUUAGGAACCCGCGGCCAUGUGAUCGCUUUAACAGUCACAUGGCUGCAAUAGGUGUCCCAAGUAUCUGCUGACAGGCAGUCUCCCUGCAUGUGUGUAAAAAACAAAACAAAAGUUAAUAAAAAUUCUCGCUCUCAUAUUCUAACUUACAAAUAAGUAAAUUAAAUGUAAAAAUUGUAUGAAAUUUUGUUCUAACUAUUUUGAUUUUUAUAUCAAUACACUUAGAAUGAAAUUAUAUACCCAUAAAUGUGUAUAUAUAAAUAAAUCAAAAUAAUCCGAAUUAUAUAUUAACAUAAAUAACUUCAUAAAUGUACACAUAGACUUCAAAUAUAUAAAUAUGCAUAUAUAUUUAAAUUCUACAUGCAUAUGUAUGUAAUUUUUUUAUGUAAGUAAUUUUUAUUAAUUGCAAUUUGAUGGACCAGGCUGCAAGUCCAGAGUUUAAUUUGCUUGCACUGUAUUUAACCCUGUAACUUUCUGAGACACUCUAAAACCCUUGCAGGGGGUAUGGUUUUAGUCUGGAGACUUUUCUCAACACAAAUAGUGUUCAAAACAGUAAAACAUAUUACCACAAUGAUAUUGUCAGAGAAAGUGACCUUUUUUUUUUUUUUCUGGCAUGUGGUGGCAGUACAUGUGUAUUUUGCUCCUUUCCUGUGGACAAGCAUCUAACAAGAUUAAGGGUUAUCUGGCAAAACCUACCCCAGUUUCUUUUCUUGUCCCAAGAGGACGCUCUCCACGCCCCCUCUCCCACAAGUGUUUGGGUUUUGUAUUUUGGGGGGAGAAGGGAUUGUUUUGCAUUUCAUCAGUUUCUAAUUCUGAUGUCUUACUUUUCUUAAGCAAUCCGAUUCUGUAUACGAUGACAGGUGUUCAAAUGGUAAGUUUUUUUUUUUUGUAUAAGCAAUAGAUUUUAUUUGUGAUUGUAUUUGCAUGUUUCUUUUCUGUCUUUGACUUGUUGAUUAUAUUGAACAUCAGAUUUACUGGUAUCUGAAAGUAUAUAUGCAGAGACUGAUAAUCAAAUUAUUCAUGGUUAUGGACAAUAGUUUAUGCAAGAUUUAAGAGUGCGUAGUACCAUUGGAAAAUGAAGUAUAACCGCUGAGAGGUUCAAUACAUUAAAGGGACACUAUAGGCACUCGGACCACUUACUCUUAUUGAAGUGGUCUGUAAGCGGUGUCAUGUCACACUUAGUCCUGCAAUAUAACCUCAGAAUUAAGACUGCUUCUUGUGGCGCUUCCAGGAUUUUACUGGACUUUGUAGCAUGACAUAGGGGAUGUUAACUUGCGCAAGAUCAGAUAUUUGAUACAAACCUCAUUAAUCAUUAAGAACUCAUUGAUAACACGAGAUACACAAGGUAGUUUAAAAGUGUCUAAUUUUACAGAAUAUUUUUUUAAACUGUCUGUAACUCUUGAGGCCAUUUCAUUGUAUAGGCUGAAGGAUUCCCUCUUUGUGUAUGUUGGAGAAUGUUGUACAUAGUAGAGCUGAGCUGUUUCUUCCUCAAAAUUUGUGAGGCAUAAAUUUUCGCAUUUAGAUGGAGCUCGCCACCCUCCAGAAAUAAGAUGUCAAAUGGUCAGGAAGUGUUUUUGUCAUUAACUUUUAUAGCAUGGAGUGGGUCAUGUGAUGCCAGAUUAAAGUGUGGUAGAGGACUAAGUAAAGUGAUGUGUGGUAAUUUCUAUAGGUUUUACCAAAUUCUCCUAGUUUAAAGAGAUGGUUAGGAGUAAUUGGGUAUAGUGGAGAUGGCUAGGGUGAGAUCUCCUGAUUGACAUCUGCAGCGUUGGGAUGGUGGGAAUGCCAUGAACAUAUUUGUUACAUUAUGCCAGUCGAGAUCUCCCUCUCUGCAGUGGUGGAAUGGAAUAAUUUUGUCUGGGGCAUGGACUAGUAGAUCGGCAAGAGGUAAAAUUUAUAAGGUAAUCUUAAUUAAACACAUUUAUGCCAACCUAAUUUGAUUGAUUUUAUCUGACACACAGUGAGGACAUAUUUUUCCAUGGCUCCCAAAAAAGUUAAUCAGUCAAGUGAGAGAAUUAUGAGGCCAUGGAUAAUAGCCAGGAAAAUAAAACUAAUGUUAAAAUAUUCUGUCAAAAGCAAAUGAGUGGGGCUACCAGAAAGGAAGAGACAACCUCCCAGAAAAUGUCUGCUAGAUUUGUCAUGUGAAUGCUUGUUCAUAGAAUGUUCAUUUCAUUUAUCCUAGCAAGCAAUGCGUUCACCAGUCAAGGUUUUGGAUCUGAGAGAGGUUUUGGCAACCGAAGAGGUAUGUGUGUGAUUUAACAAUGUAAAAUAACCUUUCACAAAAAAGCAGAAGCCUUUGGGACAGAAAAAAAAUUAAUGGCACUUUUUUUGCGAACACUAUUUUUGGAAACUGCAAAACGUAGAGGUACACUUGGGGGCACAAAUUUCAUCUUAAUUUAGUUAUGGCAUGAGGUUCCAAGUGCCUUCUCGUUUAAAGGAUUUAAGUCUGCCAAACGGCAUCCAAUCACAUCGCCCUGUUAAUUUAAUCAAGAUGCCUAGGUCUAGGUGUCUGAGAGCAUCACCUGUCAAUUGCAACCUAUCUGUAGUGCCACAUUCUAAAGUGAUUUGGGGGGUGGGGGAAUGCAUAUUUCCUCCUGCAUUUCACAGUGGGAAGCUGCUGAUAGGCUGAAAGCAAACUCUCAGCCUAGAAGCAGCUCACAGUCCCAGGAAUCCUGAUUGAAGCCUCAUAUAUCUGCAUAGGGAGUUUUGGAGUAGAACAUUUAAGCUUGGUUUUGCAGACUGUUAAACCAUUCAUGUCUUUGCACCAUAUUUAUGGUGCAAGGAGUGAUCCUUUAAAUUAGAAACUGGAAAGACCUUUGCCUUUGUUUCUUUUGACUAAUGUAUUAUGGGUUAAUUAAGCAAACUGCGGAUAUCAUGUCAGAAGAAAAUUGCGGCACUUGAAUAAUAAGGUUUAACACUAGGAAGAAAAGUAAAUGAUUGUACUCCCUCAGUCUUUGGUAUGUAUUGGAAUACAAGCGGCCUCAAGGAAAGAAACUGAAAUUGAGGGGGAAAAAAUGACAAUGUUGCUUUAAUUAAGCAUGUGCUUUUAAACUUUGGAUUUAUACAACCCACGUAAACUUUAAUAGAUGCAACACCAAAAAAACUUGAUUUUAAUUUUUGGAGGUGUGUAUCCAAAGACUGCUUACAAAAGAUGCAGUUCUUCAGUCUGCAGCCUUUACAAGCCCCUCCUGUUGUUUCCAGCCAAGACUUGUCUAAUUAUAUUUAAUUUAAUUUUUGUAGUGCAUAGAUAAAUACAGGUUUGUAAGGACAUAUCCACAAUGGUUAAUGCGACAAGGAAAAUUGUAUGUGACAGGACAUGUUGAGAGACUUAAAACUUUUUUUUUUGUUCAGCAUCAGAAUUGAAAGUUCUGUCUAAAUUCAGCAUUCAGCAGGAGUAGAGGAAGAGAGGGCAUGAUGGAGAUUAUAGGAAACAAUUUACAAUAAGACCUGCUAUCUUCAUGAAAAACAUGUAUUUUCAAACGAGUGGUUAUCUCAGUGAGGUCGGAUGAUUAGUUACCACUACCACAUCCCAUCACAUUGAGGCUUGACCAAUAUUCCUCAUAGAUUGAAAGUUAUUGUGAUGGGUGAAAACGAUGUAAAGCUAAACAAUAUGAAACAAACUAAAGAAUACAUAAAAACAGGCUAUUGUGUUAGCAAGCUACAUGAAUGCAGACUACGACUCUGCGUGAAAGGUGUCUGCUUCCAGCUUGUCCCCCGUUUGGCUGCAAUGUAAGCAGGUUGGAGCACAGCCACAGCAGACAUAAGGACGCUUCACUAUAGUGCCCGGUGACAGCCGGACAACUCCAGGUAUCUGUGCCUGAUGUGCCCGCUCGAUAUGGUAAAGCCCUGACCCGGCUAGCCAAUUAUAGGCUUCCCUGUGCAGCUCAAUCAGAAGUCUUUGCAAGACAGGUCCUCUGUGCAACUGAGCUGAACAACCAGGAAGUAACUGGACCUGUUUUCUGCUUGAAAUAUGUUUGCUUUCAGUCAUGGAAUGCAACAUUCAAAUGAAAGCAGCAUCAUUUUUUUAAGAUUUUUAUUUUUUUGCCUAAAUUUAAAUUGUAUGAAAUAGUGAGGCAAACUUAAUUUCUGCAUGUUAAAUCAUACAUACAGAAUGGUGGGAGUGAUAGAAAGGUGGAUGUUUCACUGAUGCCAUUAGUAUUUGAUGCACCACGCACCUCCAAUGCUAGAAGACUUUGAAGUCUCCUUUUGUUUAAAGGAACACUAGUUAAUCUCAAAGUUGUCUGGUUGUAGUAUACCAGUCCUCUUAACCUUGCAAUGUAAAACAUUGUAGUUUGAGAAAUUGCAAUGUUUACAUUGCAGGGUUAAGUCCACCUCUAGUGAUGAGGUGUUUCUUUGGCAUUGACAGUGAAAUUCUGUCCCAUGAUGUGGACGCCCCAUAAGAAAGCAUUGGUUUAGUGCUCUUAUGGGGACGUCGUGCACAAUGUCUUCAGCACUUGUGAAAAAGGUAAGUAAAACUUUCUCUAUUCUAAUCUGCAAGGUUGAGGCCUUAGAGUAGAAUGACACACAAUUAGAAUGCAGACUUAUAUUGCUAAUGCUAUAUUGUUCUUUUAAGGUGGAACACUUUUGGAUAGUAGCACAUUUUUAUUGUUGCAUUUGCUACUUUUUGGCAAUCAAUGGCUGAAUCCCAGACACACAUUAGCCAGUUACAAAUUAAUUUAUAUAUAUUUUUUUUUUAAGCAGUUGUGAUGCAGUGAAUCUUGUGGUGGAGUCUGUGGACUAACAGUUUGAGUUUUUUCAUAAAAAGUGGAUUUCUCUGCACUCAAAGAAAGCUUGGCCCCUCUGCUGCAAAGACUGUUCACUUUUGCUUUAUCCAUAAGAAAAUGAUCAUUAGAAUGGUAGGCUGUGAGAUUAGGGGAAAUCUAGACCCAAAAAAUAGGGGAGUGCUUUUUAUCUGUAGUUUAAUGCAAGAGACGCGCACAUUCAGCCAGUCCAUAGGAAAGCAUUCUCAAUGCUUUCCUAUGGACGCUGGCGUCUUCUCACUGAAAAUCAGUGGGAAGCGGUUGUCAAUGAGAGCCACUAGAGGCUGGAUUAACCCAUUUGUAAAAAGGAGAAACUAGGGAUAUUUACAAAAUACACUCCAAUUCAUACUAUUGGGUAUCUUUUCAACGCCUAUAGUUAAACACCUUAAAAGUAAGUAUCUGCAAAUGUAAUCUGAGAAUCAGAUUAAGUGAAGUAAUUGUAUCAAUUUAUCAGCUGAGGUUUGUAACUAGUGGGACUACACCCAAAGGGAAGAUAUUAUGCUUCCUACUAAAGUCUCUAAUGUACCCAAUAAACUGUGAUCUGGUUGAGAAUUAGAGGUAGAGCAAUGCUACUAUAAUAGCUUUUUAAUCAUGAAGCGUAAGUAACACUAAAUCUAUACUGUACCUCGAAGAUUAGGUGCCCACUAAGGCAAACUAACUAGCUCAAUCUUAAUGUGCUCCAUGAAAACUGCUCGGGGCUCCCAUUCAGCAAACAGUCUAAAUAUCUGUUGGGUAUCUGAAUAUAGGUAUUACUUGGAUAUUGUUUCAAGAGGUAUAACCUUUUGCACACCCAUAAAGCUUUGUAAGUUGUUAGAGUACUAUAAGCAGUGGCCUGACCCGUGUUUUGCCAAGCAGGCUCCAUUGGAUGCUGAGACCUGUUUUUGUGAAAUGACUUAAAUGGAGACUGCAUCAAGAUUAAUUGCAUUACAUCCUCUACAGUAAGCAGUUGAAAUUUUUUCUUUAGAAUGUAAAUGUAAUUAUAUAACAUUUUCGUCCACAUAACAGGCUAUAGAUCUGGACGAGGUGGUGGAUCCAACCAGUUCGGUCGCGGUACGUAAUUUUGUGUUGGGCUUUGUUUUCAUUGGAAGAGUGUAAAGAUGCUAAAGGGACACUAUAGGCACACAGACCAUUUCAGCCCAUUGAAGUGGCCUGAGUGCACAGUCCCCUUUCUCUUAACCCUGGAAAGGUAACUAUUGCAGUUUAUUUAAAAAAAAAAAAAAAAACUGCAAUAAUUACCGUUACGUGUUUGUAUUUUUUAUUUUUAUCUUAAUACAGCAUACUUUUUUAUUCUUAAAUCAGAUAUAAAUUUGUUUUUCCCUGAAAUUCUGUUAAUUUCGAUGACCAGGGCAGCAAAAACAUAAAAAGUGGUAUUUUUUUAUUUUCUUAAAAGGAAUUAAAGAUGGGAGGAAAAUCAGUGGCUUGGUCCAAUGUUGGCAGCUGGAACAGGCGACUGAAUCAGUAGUAAUGGAGGGGGAGGAGGGGAGUCAGGAAACUUAAAGGGACACUCCAGGCACCCAGGCCAUUUCUGCCCAUUGGAGUUGUCUGGGUGCCAACUCACACUACCUUUUAAACCUUCAAGUGUAAUUAUUGCAAUUUUCAUAAACUGCAAUAUUUACCUUCGGGGGUUAACUCCUCCUCUAGUGGCUGUGUACUAGACAGCCACUAGAGGACACUUCUGGUAUUAUAGCACACAUUCCGUGUACUAUAGUGUCGCUGGACAUCCACACAUUCUGUGAGGACCUCCAGCGUCGCUAAAUUCCCCACAGGAAAGCACUUUUCAAUGCUUUCCUAUGGGGAGGUCUAAUGCAAUGCCGCGCACGUGCAUUAGGUCUCCCCCACCGGCGGCUGCACAUGCGCAAUUGGUCUGCCCUGCCAGAUGUCGGCGGGGGAGGAGCAUGGGCAGACCCUGAACCAGAGCCGACUUUGUUUUCCUGGCACUGUAGAGUCCCAUUAAUGAUUUUAGGAACUUGGCCAUCUUGUGUGCAGUAGUAUACAGGGCCCCACAGUGGACACCUUCUAUCCCGACCAAUAUAACCAAUUGUAAGGCUUUGGCAAUAACUACAGCAUAUGAAGGUCCAUCUGGGUGACACAAAUAUCUGGCUUGCUAAACUGGUCCCAGAUGACAGAACACUUUAUCCCACCAAGCGUCACACCACUAACAGACCAGAUCGGUCACCUGAAGUUAUGUUCUUGAUCUGUUGGCGUGAUCUUGCACAGGCUGUCCCCUGGGUGAGACGCCCACACACCGGGAGUCUCCUUGUAGCCAUGCUGGCGGCGUCCUGGCAGUUGUCGCUCGUGAGGUUGCUGAUGUAUUCUUGCCAGGACAUGGUGUUGGAUGGCGGGAUCGGGCGCUUUACAGACUGGUAAAGGGCUGUCGUUGGCUCGGAGUGGCUACACUGUCUCUGCUCUAGGUGCUUCAUGCUUGGGGGUGCAUGCGCAGGAUCGCAUUAUGGGUUAACUACACCACUAGUUACUGUCUGCCAGGCAGCCACCAGAGGGACUUCUGGGUUGUUAUGCAACACUUGGUCACUUAACUGAAACUGGACGUCCUCGCACUAUGCAUGACAUCCUGCAUCACUCAAAACCGAUUAGGAAACCAUUAUACAAUUAUUUCCUAUAAGGGAAGUCCAUUGCAUAGUUCAAGGAUGCAACAUUGCUGCUGGUUUAAUUUGUUCCGCCUCUCAAUUUAUUUUUUCUUUUAAACGGACAUGCUAGGUUCCAAUUAUGGAACUAAAAGCUCACAAUUACAAAAUUUACUUCCACCCUUAUUUGGUGAAUUAGUGCUUCUCAACCUAUAAAGGGAAACUUUAGUGACAAGAAAACACUAGUUUUCCUGGUACUAUAGCUUUCCCUCUGUCAAGGCCCACCACCGUGGUGCAGAAGGGUGAAUGGCACUGGCUCAGCUCCGCCCGCGGCUGACGUCAGCGGGGGAGACCAAAUGCGCAUGAGGCAACUGCUACGUUUGCAUUAGUAUUUCCCCAUCGGAUAGCAUUAUUCAAUUCUCAGCUUAUCUAUUUCAUUCAUAGAAUCAUGGGAGUUGUAGUUCAGCAACAUCUGGAGGGGCCAGAGUUUGGGGAAGCCUGCUCUAGCGGCUGUCUGGUAGACUAGCCACUAGUGGAGGAGUUAACUCUAGCAGGUAAUGAUUGCAUGUUACAAAAACUGCAAUAAUUACAUGUUAAGGAUGAUGGGAGUUUGUAGGCACCCAGACCACUUCAAUGAGCUGAAGUGGUCUGGGUGCCUACAGUGUCCCUUUAACAGAGAAUUUUUUUUUUUUUUUUUAUAGUAACUUUACCUUAAGUUAAUUUCUGUAGAUUUAAAUUCCAAAUUAAACUUGUUUUAUGUUAAUCAUAUAUUGAAGAGAAAGCUUAAAGGUAGAAAAUUUUUUUUAAAAUGAAUUAAUGUGAAUGUAAGGAGGAGUGUAUGAACAAUUUAAUCUAAAGGAUGUCACAAAAUUAAAACAUACAUGUGAUUGAUUACAAAUGGCACACUGCUUUGACAUUUUCACUCACAAACAAGUUCAUCCAGCCUCCUUACCGAUGAGUGCUUAAGCGGAUCAUUUACCUGGGGUCUAAUGUGGGGCUUGGUUUAUCUGCUCCCUUGUCAGUGAUGCUGAGGCCGAAGUGAGGUCAUUUCCUAGCAUCACUGCAGGGUAGGCCAGUGCUUACUCUGCCUAACCACACAGAUGGCAGCCUCUGGGGGAAAAGGUGGCCAGCUCUUGGUUUCCCGUGCCAUUAGUGGGUGUGUACCACUAAUUGAGAAAAGAGGGUGUACUUGAUCUUCUGGUUAAUUAAAAACAAAAAAUCGCAAAAAAACAUGAUUGAGAUGUUAAAAUAAUGAUGUAACAAUGAUUUUAUUAUAUUUAGGUUUAAAUGCAAAUGAAGAUGGACAGAUGCGUAGUGGGCCUCGAAGAGGAGGUAAGAAAUUAGACAUUUGUACUGCAUCGUGCACAGUGAAAUGCUAUCAAUAUAGCUUGUAAGGGCAGUAGUAAGCAACCAUUUCCAAAAGCAUAGUGGUGAAGGCUUAUUCGGAAAAUGAAUAAUACAUUUUUGUAUUCAGUUUGCCUUAUAGGUAUUACAUAAGAAUAUAUAUAUAUUUUUUUUUUUUGAAUGACUGAUUUGUAUACUUGUGCAAAAUACAGGGUAUUUAAUAAUACAUUUUAUUACUAUUGCCAUUUAUAUAGCGCAAACAGAUUCCGUAGCGCUUUACAAUAUAAGAGGGGAGAUUUACUUAACAUCAAACUGAUUACUUUACUAAAAAGCCAAGGAACCAUCUUCUUAAAUUCUAGGUUUUGGAAGCAGGGAUGACGGACGGCAGCGCUCAGGAUUUUCAGAUAGACGAGGUAUAAAAUAUUUCAUCUGUGGUGGGGUGGCACGUUAGAAAUAUAUCCUAUUUGAAAUGGCAAUGUCUCUACACAGCAUGUUUUAUAGUAAAUAACAGUUGAACCAAAAAAGUUGACUUACAUGUUAAGAUAUGUUCUCACAAGUAGUAUAUUUUUGUGUAAAAUGACUGGUACCGAAUAGUGCCCUUAAGUGGGAGUAGAUAUCUUGGCAGUAGAAAAUUCAGUAUUCCGUUUAUUCUACUGAUUUAUCUAUUUGAAGAGAAAAGAACAAAUUGAAUUAUGUAAAUGUGAAUAGUCCUUCUUAGACUUUUUAACCCGUUGCUGAUGUUAGUACAUGCUAUGUCAUCCUCCACAAUGUGGGCAUGUGACAUGUAACGCCUCAAUGUCUGUCACCCUGUUAAAACAGAACGGUCUAAAUACAUUGUGGGACAUACCGGACAGCCAAGUCCCAGUAACCAGUCGGCACAGUCUUCGCCACAUGAUCUUGGUGAAAGUCAGUAACUGAUCAGAUUAAAAAGUGACAGCUGAUGCUGAUUAAUGGCUUUAGUCAUGAACUGUGGUUUUAAAAAGUUUAAUUCCUAUACUGUUUGCCAGGUUUCAAGUUACUCGGGAAUGUAAGCUUGGAGGGUCUGUGACAUACUCACCAGGGGUAUAUUUCUGCUAAAUUUUCAAUUGCCCUUUCUUGUAGUCUUAAUAGCAGCUUUAUACUGCAUAAGGUUUCUUUUUUGGGUUUAGUGAAAGUGCAAUUGUAGUGUGGAUUGAGAUGUUGGUGUUAACCAGGCAGGAGAAACAAAUGUAGUCUUUUGCACAAAAGAGCAACAUGCCAUGAUGCGUGUACCACUAGUUUCUAUCAGCAAUAUCAAAUCUGUCACUGAUUAUUCUUACUGACGUGACAAAGCCUUAGAGUCCAAGUGAGACCUCAAUCUACAGAGGGGUGCAGAAUCUGUCUGAUGCACACUGGCUAUCCAUUCUAAUUGCUCUUGAAAACCCCAUUUAUGGCUCCUGGCAUCAACAACCCUUGAGGGUGAGCAAAUUAUUUCAAGCUUUUCAUAACAGAAUAUUUGACUACUCCAACAGAUUAGAUAUUCUCUGAUCCAGCAUGUUUCCCUAAAAUCUGUUUAUUUGAAAUUCUUUUCCUGUGGUAGGUGUUGGGGAAACUUUUUUUUGAGCAGAGAGGCAACACAGCAAGCAGUAAACUUUUUUUUGUAUCCUGAAAGUGUCAUUACAUUUUUUUCUCCUCUGCCCUUUUUACAGUCUCAAAUGUGACAUAGGCCCAGACAUUUCUUUCCCCCCAUCCGCCAACAUUUGAGAUAUAGAUAUAGAUAUUUUAAAGGCCAUUUGUCCUAAAAAUGUAGCACAGGCAUGGAUGCUUAAUCUGAAAAGAGGUAAAUAAUGGUUAAACUUAGAGCUCAAAUUUUAGGAUUUGAUUCAUAACUUGGACAAUUGCCUUGGAGGGGGGGGGGGAGAGAAGCUAUUUUAAAACCUUUCUAAUUCUGUAUUUUUUUUUUUUGGUCAGGGACCAAUGGAAAUGAAGGCCAGAUCUCUAAUUGGGAGCCAGGGAAUAACCGUAAGAACUAGUUUGACUUUUUUAAAACCAAGCUGCUUAACUUUUAAAUUAUAAAUUAGAUAUGUAAAGUUCAAGUUUAUAAUACACUUUAUAUUGGGUUUGUUUUUUGUUGCACAAUAUAUCUUCGCACAUGUUGCCAUAUUGGAAAGGUCAAACAUUGAUGCGGUAUACAAGAUGAAGGUUAGUGUGACAGUCAUUGCACCUUUUCCAAUAUGCACAAAACAGGAACAGUAAACAGUUUGGUUAGUCAUAUCUACAUAGUCGGUUAAACUCAUCUGAGCCAAAUGGCUCUGGCUUAAUCUACAGUUUGGCUAUGUAGCCUGUGUGAUCAACUUUAGUAUCUACUGCAAGCUUUGUGGUGGAGCAAAUGUUGGGCAGGCAGAGUGGGUAUCACGUACUACAUUGGUCUCUGCAGGACGGCUGCUGGUGGUCUGCUCUCGUGAGGGUAGGUAUGAUGGAUUUUUGAGCUAUUCUGUUUUUUGGAACUUCCCUGCUCUGCCUCUGAAUUGAGGGUGAUGACCCCUAACCAAGGGGGCUGCAGGGGGUGGGGUAUGUGAGGUAGGCGCCAGACGGUGUGGCCUCCGUGCUAUUUGUUCUAUGAAAAAAGGGAGGUUUUAGGGCCUAGUGCCCAUAUGGGUGCCGAUUCGUGUCUGGCUUGUUCCCCAGGGGCUGAAACCUGAGUGCAUAAGUGAGUAAUCAUGGGAAACACAACAUAUAAAAUAAGAAAUUAAAACUGUUAAACCAGCAGAAAAUAACAUCUAACUAGUUGGAGGUAUGGACCAUUUAUGGUGAGGUAGUCCAUCACUGUUAGACUUGGAUUACUGUGAGCUUAGAAUUGCGUCUCGUUCUGCAGGGGACUGUAUAUUUGAUCUACUGCCAUUAUUUUUUAAUUUUUUUUAAGCUGCGUGUGGGAGUAUGGUGGCUAAGAAGUGCCUUACAUAGUGUGGGGAUUCCUCUGAUUUUAAUGUGCUUUUGCUGGUCCUCUACGGUAGCCAUUUUGAGUGCCAUGAGUUUAUGGUUAAGCUGGAUGUGAUGUACCUCGUCAUCAAGGGAUAUUAGAUGAGUUUUAACCUCCACCAUGGCUUUCACACGGUCAGUAACAGCUUGUACUUCCCUCUAGAGAAGGACAGAGUAGGCUGCUAAGAGCAUGUGGAUGUUGGCUAGCAUGAAUUUUAAAUCUCCCUUGGUGGCUGGGGCUGCCCUUGUGAUUGGAGAGGUCGCCGAUCGUUCCUGCUCUGGGCUGGGAGCGCGGUCUUUCCUGCUCAUCUCCCGUGGGCACGGGCCGUUGCAGCAGCACGCCGAUGUCUCUGCUCUCUGCUGUAGGUUUUUGGGAUCUGCAGCCUAUGAGCUGGAGUGGCAUUGGUGAGGGCGGUGGAGGGGAGCUCCUCUCGCUUAGUUUGUCUGAGCAGGAAUUCCUCAAGGUCCCAGAUCAUGGGCAUCUAUCGAUGCGGCUUGCUGUGCUGGUUCAGGCUGGAUGGGUGUCCGUUUCACUGAUAUCACCAGGAUUCUAAGUUUGGGAGCUACUAGAAUUGCGUCUGGUUCAGGGUGGUAGCAAGCUCUGCCCCCACUUUAUUUCAGUCUUAAGCUGCAUUGUUUUGUGAGGUCACCGUAUAAGCUGGAAUUGGUUAUAUUUGAACUAUUUCAGAAAAGGCAAUAUUUACAUUGCUGCCUUGUAACACCUCUAUUGGCAGUCACUCGGCCGCAGGAGGUGCUUCCUGAGUCAGUGCUGCACACUGACAUUCAGCGUCUACAUGCUCUGCGUGGGGAAUGCGUUGAACAUUCCCCAUCGAUAUGCAUUGAUUCAGUGCCUCUGUAUGGGGAAAUUCUGAUUGGCACUGCAACAGCUAAGCAGCCAAGAUGGUAAAUGGUGGCAGAGCCCAUACCGGUUUGCUGAUAUAUCAUACUUAAAAUGCAAUUUUAAAGAGAAGUACAAAUAUUCUGUUACAAUGUACUUAUACAAUGACAAUGUUUUAUGUAAAUAUCCACUAGGUGUCUUUGGCGUAACUUCAGGUUACGCUGGACAACUUUGUAAACCUUUUUUUAAGUUUUUGUUUUACAUGUAAGUGGUCUCAGUAGAACUAAACAUCGUGCAGUCCAUAGUGCUUAAUGUAGGUUUAAACACUAUAAUUGGAUGAAAACGCUUUCACAGUGGAUUAAAAGCCAAAUCAAGAACAAAACCGGUCUCUGGGAUGGUAAUGGGCUUGGGCGACUGCAGCCCCCAAGUUGUCUUAAGUUCCCCUGAAAAAGUGGAUCUUAAAUCUACGAAACAUGUUAGUUGAAAGUGCUGGGAUUCGCCCAUAAUCAGCGAACAAUCACAACAAGGUGAAUUAUUUUAUUUCAUCUGAAAACAUAUUUUCUAAAGUGGCUAUUUGCGAAAAUAUCCAAAUAUCUGUUAAAGAUACUAUAUAAAAGUGAAUGCUUUACAGUAAAGCAAAUCAUCCUAGUUAAAUUUGAUUUAACUAAGCAAUUUGCCAAAGUGACUUUGUUUAAUAGCUGGAAUAAAUAGCACCUAAUAUUUUGAGGCAUAAUUUGCUCAGACAUCCAGACCCAUUCAUCUUAGAUAACCCACUACCCAAAAUCAAAUGUUAACAUUUACUGUUCAGUAGAUGUAUCCCCAAUUAAAGCAUGCAUUUAAUAGUUUCUCCUUCCCAUUUUUGGGUAUAUCUAAAAAGCUUUUUAUUUUUAUUUUAUUUAACAAGCUAAAGUGCUUCAGGGGUCUUGAGUGUCCCAAUUACUACCAUCUCAUUCGCUUUUAAUUCAAGUAUAUUGAAACACUUUGUCUAGCUUUGUUAAUGCCACCUGGCUUAACAGGUAAUUAUCAGUGCUCUAUAUUUUGAAACUGUCGGGUAUUAAAUCUCUAUACUAAGACCUCCUGGCUGUCAAGAAGAAAAACUACCACAACAAGAGGACAUAGUCUUAAAUUAGAGGGACAAAGGUUUUAAAAAUAUCAGGAAGUAUUACUUUACUGAGAGGGUAGUGGAUGCAUGGAAUAGCCUUCCAGCUGAAGUGGUAGAGGUUAACACAGUAAAGGAGUUUAAGCAUGCGUGGGAUAGGCAUAAGGCUAUCCUAACUAUAAGAUAAGGACAGGGACUAAUUAAAAGUAUUUAGAAAAUUGGGCAGACUAGAAGGGGCCCAAUGGUUCUUACCUGCCGUCACAUUCUGUUGUAGUUGAUUUACUGCAAACCAAUUAGUUUGAAUGACUAUCUGUUCCUGUCCAAAUUGAAGAUAAAGUUGCGUGCACGCAGAAGUAAAUUCACACUGAGACACAGAGUUCAGGUUAAUGAAAGAAAUUCGGAGAAGUUUAAUGGCUUCUGAAUAAAAAGCAGGCUCGCAGGCCCUUUUAAAGGCAUUAUUACAUCAUUGAAGAAAAUCAAGAUAUAGACAUUGUUAAUUGGCAUAGGUGCUAAGUAGUUAGAAAAAUGCCCUCCCUAUGGGGUGUACCAUCCUAGGUCACUAUCCUCGUCAUGAUUAUCUCCUCCAGGUUUUAGCGCCAUUUUGCUAACAUGAGGAGCUCACUCGACGGGAGGGGCCUUUUGGCAGCUAUCCAUUUAGAGUGUAGCCGGCACUGUUAGUUUCUCAUGGUUAGGUUUCAAGGCUUUUAGUAAAUACACAUUUUAUCAAAGCUAUUUCUUGCUGACAUGCAAAUUCUAUGUUCUAUAGACAAAGCUUUCUUGUAAAACUAUGGGGCCUCUUAGAGGUAUAGCAAGAGGAUUUAAAGGGGCCUUACAGAUUUAUAGAGGCCUAAUAAUUCUACAACAAUUCUAUGUUUCAAGCAGACAACCAGUAGCUUCCAUUUUCACUUUCAAAAUUGAAGUGCUACGCAGAAGUCUUGUUGAUGGAUUGGUGCAAAUGUCAAACAUGUAUUGUGCCCCAAUGCUGCUUUGAGAUGCAAAUGAUAGAAACUUUGUCAAUGAGGGCUUCUCAAAAGGCAGAUUGGAGCUGAAGCGAGAUCUGUCACAGUGCUUUUAAAAUGGCAUAGAAAAAGUAAUGAACUGGAAGCAAGGGAAUACUCGUAUAGGGGGUUAACCCUAGAGGAACUACAGUAUAGUUUAAAAAAAGGUCAGUGGGUACUCACAAAUGAGUUGAUCAACAAAUGAUAAGCAAGGCUAUAAAAAGUGUGUACUAUAUACAAGGAUCAGCUUAAUAUGUGGAUAUUCCUAAUAGGCAAGAGUACUGUGUGAACAGAUAACUCUUAAGAUGACAAAGUGUAAAACAACUUGUUACAAAUAUCCAUGUGAAGAAAAUGUCAAUAAAGGAAACAGACUCACACUAAAUCUGUUACUACAAUCUAGAUCAGUGAUGGCGAACCUAUGGUCCGGCGUGCCACUGGUGGCACGCCAGGCCCUCUGUUGGCACGCGGCCAUAGGUUGCCGGGAGAGGGGGCCACUGGCUGUUUGCAGAGUAGGAACCUGCCUGCCCAAAACGGCAGGCGCCUACUCUACUUACAGGGGGAGGGCUCUAGAAAACAGCUCUCCUAUCCUCCUGUGAGCAAGCUGUGUGGAGCGUUGCCGCGCAUUACCAUGGCAACGCUCCACACAGCAUCGCACGGGAGGAUAGAACCGCUUCCUACAAUACUUGCCACCACGGAUGGCUGUCCCCCUCCUUCACCCAAGGUAAGAGGAAGGGAGGGGGGGGAUACAGAAUUAAUAUAACUUUUUUAAUGUAUCUUUACCCCGCACAGCACCCCUACACCCCUCAAUGCAGUAUGUGUGUACUCGGCGGUCUGUGUGUACAUUUCAUUUGUUGGAGACUCUAAUAAAUAUAAACUUCAUUUUAUCUAUAUCAUAACUUAAAAUUUUUAUCAUUGAACGGUGUUCUUCUUUUAAAACAAAAGUUAAUUAGUUCGGACAACUGUACGAGUAGUUUUUUUUUCAAAAACUUAAACCUCAGUAUUCAGGUUUAAUUGCCAUGUUGGCACUUUGAGGGAAAAAAAGCUGGCAUGUAUUGUGGUUUGGGCACUUGGGUUUAAAAAGGUUCGCCAUCACUGAUCUAGAUCAACAAGAGUCACUAUCUGAUAUUCAAUAACUAAAUAUUCUGCCUAGAGGUAUACUAAAUUGUGAUAGUAGAUAAGGAGGUCCUGUUCAAAAUGGCAAAUUUACCUUAUAUUUUUCUUUCCCCACUCCCAAGAUGCUAAUGGGAAAGAUGUUCAAACAACAAGUUGGAUCCCAAGACAGGGGGGUGAGUGUCAAUUUUUUCUUUACGGGAAUUACAGCUUAUAUUUUACGCUAGGGCUUGUGAUAAUUUCUGAAAUUCUCUGACCGGUUUGUAUUUCUUUCAAGGCAAUGAUGAAGAUAUUCAGAAUAGUAAUUGGGCUCCUAGAGGAGGUAUGUAGAAAUUAAUGUACCAUUCUUUUAUUUUUAUCUCUCUCAUGUUUGCGUAGGUGUUUAUAUGAGCGAGAUACACCCUCACAAUCUUAUUCAGGGAUGUAUCAAACAAACUUCUGAUACCUCUCUAGAUUGUAAGCUUGUUUGAGUAGGGAUGUAUCAACUUUGUUUUUUAACAAGACCUUCUAGGUCAUACAUAUUUUAAAUCCCCUCUGUAGUUUUUAAAGGUUUAUAGAACGUUGGUGCUAUAUAAUUAACAUGCAAACCUCCACUUUGACCUUCUUUAAAGUAUUGUGAUGUAUGGCUGUACAGAUUUAUGAAGUACUUUAGCAUUAUACAUUUUGUAACUUAAAUUGCUUCUAUUUUAGCAUUUGGUAGACGUGAAGAGGGACAGAGACGUAGAGGUGGUAAGUAGACUUAAUGACUUUAACUAUUUUCUGUUAAAGAGAGUUGACAACCUGUGGCAGGCAUGUUGCAAACUUAAAGUUCAAUGAGGCUAACUAGGGAAAUCAGAGUGUCUCCUGGAGCCAGCCUGACAGAGGUCCAUGCUUCCUACCCAGCUUGCUGAUUUGGCUCAAUAUCUUACUGUAUAAAUUGUGCAUAUGUGAUGUAUUCCAUUUGGGGAAGGGUUUAGGUUUGAACCGGUCAUGACAGGUGCGCUUAAAAUGUAUAACCCCAGAGUUCUUGGCUUGUCUAAAUCAUGUGUGCUGGGGUGCAACUAGUCCAGGAGAGAAUUAAAAAUAACUCCAGAUGUGCAGUGUCUCAAGCUGAAGCACUGCACAUCCAAACUCCUACCACCAUGAUCACUUGAAAAAGCAGUCAUGGUGGUUGGAGUAACCAUUUAACUCUGGUACUUUUUAAUGCAUGAUGGUCUAUGCCAUCAGCAGAUGUUAAAGCCCUGCACUACAUGAUAGCAUAGACGGUCAUGUGGUCAUUAAGCAGUUCAGAACAUUCUAUAGCUCACACAUGCUGCUUUCCUUGAAGGUUGACAACCUUUUUUUCUUGUGAAGUUUUGGUUAUCUGAAUGUUUGGCCAUCUUGGCGAAUUCUUCACCUAUGUGCAAGAUUAAUGCAAAUCUGCACAUUUCUGUUGUGCUUCAUCUUGUAGGAACUUUUCUGACAGUUGCUGUUGUCUUUUUGAUUCAACUUUGUAUGGGAUACAUUGAUUAUUUGAUGUGCAAACAUUUGUUUACUUUCUUGCAGGCUUUAACAAUGAGAACUCUGAUUUUAGCACACGUGGACGAAGAGGUAGAGGUUUUCCUUCUGGUAAGGUUAUCCUGUUUGUCUUGACAUGUCACUAUAAAAAAAAAUCAUGCUAACUUUUCUAUUCAGUGAUGCAGAAUAUCUUUUUAAAAAAUCAUUGGUUUCCACUGUUCUGCAAGUUUAUUUUUUGUGGGUCCUUUGGAAUAAAGAUUUAAAGGAUGAAUAGGUUAUAUUGCUGAAAUUGGAAAUAUGUAAAGCGUUAAAUUGGCAUGUGCUUGAUAGGAUUUGUUUGGGUUUUGAGACUUGUUCGAGCAGUGCUGUCUUCUCGAACGGUCCUGCUCAACAGAUUUCUCGUUUGAAAUUCAAAAGUGAUGGGAGGCUAGUUGUGGAUCACGUGGGUCAUUUGGUAAAAGGAUAAUGCAAAACAAUUUAAAACUUUCAGAACUAGUUUCACGUGAUUUGUUCCUAUUUAAAGUAGUCUCUAGGGCUGUAUUAAAUAUGGCGGGGAGUGAUCAUGCUGGAGGCCCCACCUAAAGUCGAAAGUGACGUUUUGCACUCAAAUGCAGAGCAAUCUGUUAUUGACACUAAUAAACAAAUGUACUGUAAGGUCCGUAAAGUUUCUCUGGCAACGUUAUCAAAGCCCAUCUUUGCUUCCAAUAGGUGACUUUGCAAGGAGUGGAUUUGAAGGUAAAGGUAAGAUUAUAUCACAGUCUGGUAGUGUUGCAGAUCAAAGGAAAUGUCAAAGUAUUAACGUUGCUAUUGAGACACUGCUGAAUAAAUCUGAAAUUUGAUGUUUCUAAGGGAUCCCCUGUUCCUAGGCAGAAAUGGGGGGCUCUACCCCAUUGCCAUGUAAAACCAACAUUUUUAACUACCAUUUUCAUCCUCAAGGCUGCUUACCCUCUCUGCUUCCAGCACCAUUGUAGAAGGUGCAUGGCCACCUUCAACAACGUUCAUUAAAGGAACAUUGGGGCCCGAAUGCAUGUUGAGUGCUGCUAGUACAUUUAAGCUUCCCUAUAAUACCACUUUGAGUAAGAAAUGCUUUGCUAUGGGGGAUUUUGGUGUCAGAUUUUUACGGUCUGGGAAGUGGAAGCUCCUCUAGUUGAAAUUUCUAAUUUACUGGAAAUGCUAUAGAGUAGUGUUACAAACAAUCCACCCCAGUAGGGUUUCCUUAUGUUGUCUUGGAACCUUAUUUCCCUUUUUUCACACUUUUUUUUUUUUUUUUCCCCAUCGUUUUCAAAGAAAUGAACAAUGGAUGGUAAAGAUAUCACAUUAAUACAAAUAACCUUGAGUAUAAGGGUAACAAUAAGUGUAACAUAUAGUAAGGUAUCAUGUAGCUGUAUACAAGAAUUCUUAUACAUCGUUUGGUAUUAUGAGGCAGUAUAUUCAGUUGAAUUAUCGUUUAACACUCUAUACUUUUGGUACGAUAUAUUUACUUGUGAUACGCACCCUUUCCGUUUGUCACGAAUGGUGGGUGUUAUACAGCUCUUACUGGUUGUUGCCGUGCAAGGUUACCCAGGGAGCCCAAGUUGUGUGGAAUAUUUGUGUUGUCUUUGAGUCUGGGGUGGUCAUACGUUCGUAUAUGUAGUAUUUUUUGGCAAUCUUCAUUUUUAUUGAAGCACAGUAUGCAUACAUACAGAGAAUAAACAAGUAUAAAGCUUACAGACUUCAAGCAUGUUAUCGCACAUAUGGUAACGCUCACUCCGUUUCCCGCCUGUAUUUCCCUACCCAGCCUCUGUGAUUAACUGAACUUUAGAACGUGUUCCGUAUGUGUCUAUGGGGGAAGAUAGGGUAAGGGAAUAGUGUGUUCCUCUUUUUUUUCCUUCAUUUCAUUUUUCCCCUUUGGGGGGAACUAAUCUCUUCCCCCGCUUUCGUCCCGCUCGAGUAUUUGGCUUGAGAUAAUGACCCUGCGUUAACAAGUCAGCGACCAAUAUCUGUCUGGGGUGUGUUGGUGUAAGGUCAGUCAUGCAUGGUAUGGGAGAGAAGUGGAGGAGAAGAAAAGGGGGGGGGGUGGGGGGGGGAGUGAGGAAGGGGGAUGUCGGCCAAGGCGGGGGAAGGGAAGGGGUGAAUCCGCCUGCCCCCCACGUCCCAACCCCGCGCGUGCCGGUGCUCACCCUGCUAUUCGGCCCCCCGCUCCGGCCGUCCUACACGCCCACGAGCCAUGUACUUGAUCCCGGGAGCCCAAAGGUGGGUGCAUUUCUCCCCUGUACCUCUCAAUUCCGCCGUGAGGCUCUUCAUGCUGUAUAUUUCCUCCACCUUCUCCAUCCAGUUCGUAUAUGUAGUGUUGUAUUUUAUCCCAUAGUUGGGCUCUGUUUGGGCAGAUCGUGGAUUUCCAAUUGCAGUAUAUUAAGUUGCGGGCCGCCAAAAUGGUGAUUGCACUCCAGUUGUUUGAGUAUUCGAAUUGUGGAGGGAAUCACAUAAGUAGGUAUAUUUCCAGGGUAUUCCUGGUAUUUGGAACAUUGAGGGUGCGUAUUGUCUUGUACCUCUUUCCAGAGGGGUUGGAUGUUAGGGCAUGACCACCGUAUGUGUGCCUUCUGCUGUUGAGCAUCUCCAGCAGAGGGUGGACGUAUUGGGAUAUAUUUUGUGGAGUUUAUAUGGGGUUAAGUGCCAUCUAUACAGCAAUUUUCUUUGUGCUUCUAUAUGAGUGUAGCAUUUAGUCCAUUUAGAUAAAUCAUUCAGUGCGUGGGUCCAUUCCUCGUCUGUAAGUUGGAUAGCACAUUCUGCUUCCCACAUUGUUUUGCAGUGCGGUUUAGUGGUGGUUAAAGGGACACUAUAGUCACCUGAACAACGUUAGCUUAAUGAAGCUGUUUUGGUGUAUAGAACAUGCCCCUGCAGCCUCAUUGCUCAAUCCUCUGCCAUUUAGGAGUUAAAUCCCUUUGUUUAUGAACCCUAGUCACACCUCCCUGCAUGUGACUUGCACAGCCUUCCAUAAACACUUCAUGUAAAGAGCCCUGUUAUUGCAAGUUCUGUUUAAUAUAGAUUUUAUCCCCUGCUAUGUUAAUAGCUUGCUAGACACUGCAAGAGCCUCCUGUAUGUGAUUAAAGUUCAAUUUAGAAAUUGAGAUAAAUUAUUUAAGGUAAAUUACAUCUGUUUGAAAGUGAAACCAGUUUUUUAUGCAGGCUGACAAUCAUAGCCAGGGGAGGUGUGGCUAGGGCUCCAUAAACAGAAACAAAGUGAUUUAACUCCUAAAUGACAGUGAAUUGAGCAGUGAAAUUGCAGAAGAAUGAUCUAUACACUAGAACUGCUUUAUUUAGCUAAAGUAAUUUAGGUGACUAUAGUGUUCCUUGAAGGUAUUUUCCCAGGCUUUAUAGCAUUGUGAAAUGCUUUUCUGUUUCAUAGGGUUCUUCCAGCAUCUUUCUAUUAUCGCCUUUGCUGGAGGGGGAGCUUGGAUUAAGGUUUUGUCUAUUUACAUGUGUGGUGAUCCCUUUUUAGUUGUAGGUAUGUGAAAAUAGUGUUUGCUGGUAAGUCCCAUUUUUGCUGUAAGUCUGUGAAGGACAUUACCCCUUCAGAGUGCAAUAGUUGUAUGUGUGUAAUUCCUGCUCUUAAUGCAGUUAGUGGUGUGUUGGGAUGGAAUGUUUCCUUGGCUCCUAAUGUGUAUAGGAAUGUUGACCAAGUUUGGACGGUCAGUUUCGUGGUUGGCAAUAGGUUCAGUUUGUUUGGCCUAUGUUUUCUCGGCGUUCAUGGGAAGUCAAGUGCUGCGUUUUUUGUCAAACUGGGCUCUUUCCAUGUCCACCCAUUGAAUAUUACCCUCUUCGGUGUGUAACAGUAUGCCUGACGCUAGUACCGAAGCUUUAUAAUACUGGCCUAUAUCAGGUAACACACUCCGGCUUUUUUUGAGUGUUUGUAGAGUAAGGUGCAUGAUACGCUUUAUUUUUUUUAAUUUUUUUUGUUUCCCCAUAUGAAUGAGCUGCAGAUGUUUUGUAGGGAUUUAAGGAGUGUUUGUGGGGCCGGAAUGUGGAGCAUUCUGAAUAUGUAGAGUAUAUUAGGCAAUAACAUAAUAUACGCAUUGAUUUUCCCUAGCCAUGAGAUGUGCAUUUGAGACCAUUUUUGUAUGUUUCUUGCAUUGUUGGGAGUGUGAGGUGAUUUUAAUUUCAGUUUUUUCCAUCGACUGCGCAAUUUCUACGCCUAGAUAAGUCAGUGAUGUUGUUCUCCAGUCAAAGGGUAUUUAUCUUUCAGUAUUGCUUUGGUGGCCAAGGGGAGCCCAACAGGGAGGACUUGGGUUUUAUCUUGGUUUAGGCAAUAAUGUGAGAUGUCGCCAAAUGUUUUCAGGGUUUCCAUAAGGGAUGAUAUCGACCGCUGGGGUUUUUCUAAUGUUAAAAUGUCAUCGCGAAUAGCGCCAGUUUAUAUUCCUGUCCCGAGAUUGAUUCCAUUUAUGUUGGGAUCCUUGCGUAUUUUUUGGGCCAGUGGUUCAAGGGAUAGAAUGUAGAGAAGGGGGAAAAGAGGGCAUCCCUGGGUGCGUGCCGUUUCCAGUAGUGAAUGUAUUGGAUAUGAAACCAGUGAGCCACCUUGGCUGGUGGCUUUGUGUAUAGUGCCAUGAUUCCUUUGAUUCUGCAGGGAAUCCAUAUUUGUAAAGCAUUUGUUGCAUAUAUGUCCAGUUGAGUCGGUCGAAAGCAUUCUCCGCAUCUAGUGCUAGGAGAAGGCCUCCGACCGAAACCCUUCCCAUUGUGGUCAGUAUGUUGAAAGUUUUUCGGGUGUUGUCUGAGCCUUGUCUCCCCCAUCAAACCCUGAUUGGUCGUUGUGGACCAACUUCGCUAUUAUUGGUGCGAGUCGAUUGCUUAAUAUUUUUGCGUACAGUUUGGCGUCGCUGUUUAGGAGAGAUAUUGGUCUGAAAUUUUUGCAGAUGUUCGGGGGCUGAGUGGAGAUGUGGGCUAGCAGUAACUCUGUUGGUAGGGUUCAUUUUUGGCUACUGUUUUGGUAUAAAUUCAGAAGAUGUGGUGGUAUGAGUCGGGAAUUUUUUUAUAGUAUCUGUUAGGGAGACCGUCUGGUCCUGGUGCCUUGUUCGUUGGUAAUUCUGCUAUGGCUUUGGAUAUUUCUUCAGGGGAUAUUGGUUGUUUAAGGUGGUGUAUGUCGUCCUGUGUCAAGGAUGGAAAGUUAAUGUUUGCUAGGAAGGUAUCAAUUUCAGCCGGAGUGGGUACGGUCACCUCUUUGUCUUCCCUUAGAUUGUACAGUUUGAUAGUUGGCGAAUUCGUUUAAAAUUUGUUUCGGGUCUAUGAUUUUUUUUUUUUGUACUGUUAUUGUUUAGGAAGGCAAUCCUGGAGGCGAUUGACUUUUUUUUGUUUGAGCUGUGCAGCUAGUUUUGCUCUGUCCUUAUUACUAUAAGUAAAGUAUUUUUUUGGUUCUUUGUAGCAUAUAUGUGGUUUUAGCCAGUUCAAAGUCUUAGUUUGGGCUUUUAGUAAGGCUGUUUUUAUAGUAAGUGUUUGGGAUUUUAUUUUUGUUAGGUUCUCUUCCAUUAAUUCUAAGUAUUGGACUUGGCUUUAUUUUGGCCUGGCUUGCAUGUUUUAUGAAGCUGCCCCUUAUCACAGCCUUAUGGGUUAGCCAUAUGUAUUCUGGUGUGGUGUCGGGUUGUACAUUUUCUUUGAAAUAGUUUUGUAGAUCCAUUGUAAUGUGUGAUCCCACUACCGGAUCGUUGAGCAGUGAUUCGUUUAAUCUCCAGGUCGAUCGACCGGUGGUGGAGAAUUGUUCGGUCAGAGUGAUGGGGGCAUGAUCUAACCAAGAAAUAAUGCCGAUAUCUGUUUUAGUCUUUCUAGUGAUGUGGCUUUAAUUAGGAAUCUAUCAAUUCUAGAAUAGCUGUUGUGUGCAGCAGGUAUAAUCUAUUUCUGCUGGGUGUGAUAUUCUCCAUGGGUCUAUAAAGUUGUUAGUGUUUGGCAGAUUUUAGAUGUUUGUUGUUUCAAAGUUGUGGUGGUUACCAUUGACGUAGAUGAAUUCAUAUGUAAGUCUAGGAGAAGAUUUGUCGCCUCAAAGAAUUACCUCCCCAAAGCUGUACCUUGUCAAGAGACAGAACACAUUAUCUAUGAAUACAGGUUGACUUUCAAAGGGGAGUUGAAUCUGGGAGUGGAGCCCCACUUAAAAUGGGUCUCCUGAAAGAAUGCCACAUGCGCCCCCUGUCUUUUGGCCUCUUGGAGAGAGUCUGCAUUUAUUGGGUGUAUUCAAACCUUUAAUAUUUAGAGAAGAGUUUUAGUGGCAUGUUGUCUUUAUAUUGGUGCUAUUUGUGUAUAUAAUCAUACGCCUUAUCAGAUAAAAAAAAAAGUACUUUGGGUGCUAUAUUUGUUACCGAGACUGCGGGAGGUAAACUUGUUGGGUACGGGGUAGAACUAUGUACACUUGCCCGUUAGCCACUAGGGCCUGAUGCAGCAGUGUGCAGACGGGUACUUGAUGGCUCGGUAAGGGGGUUAGUGGUGACUUAAUGUCAAGGUAAUUCAGUAUUAAGAGAAAGUUGGCUAUAAUCUUAACCUAAGCACUAUAGGAUUUUAAAGAUCUAGGUAGAGUAGUGUGAAUCUCGCCAAUUGUGGGCCUGUGUUAAAGGGCCACUUGCGCGGUAAAAUUACCCUGUGCGCUUAGAAUUUUUUUUUUUCUCUUGCAUUAAACCAUUUAACCCAGUUAAAUAAUUCAACACUUAUGCGAGUUCAGUGAGUUACGUGUCUUGGAGCGGAGCGGGAUGGUUUUCAGGGCUGGUAGUUUCUGCGGCUUUGUGUAGUAUUGAUCUAUGGAACUUGUUGCCAGUCUCACCAUUUUGUGUGGUGGUACAUCAGAUCUGGGCCUUUGGUUCUGCGGGAUAAGGACCGGAAUGUUAGUCUUUCAGAAUCUUUAUGCCAUCUUCGGGUGUGAGGAUUGUUCUGUCCACUCCAUUUCGUUUGACGAGCAGCUUGGUAGGAAAUCCCAUUUGUAUAUGAUGGCGUUUCUGAGGGCUGUUGUGAUUGGUGCAAAUGAGUGUCUUUUGUUCAUUGUUGCUGCUGAGAGCGAUAAACAAUUUUAUGUCUCUGUAUUCUUCUGGGAGGGAUGGAUUGAGUCUUGAUGUCUGCAUUUUUUCGGUCUUUGAUCGUGAAAUAGUGGAUUCUAGUUGUGACCUCUCGGGUUAGUUGUGGGCAGAUGCCUUGGUUUGGGUAGUCUGUGGGUUCUGUCCAGGCAGAGGUCUGCCUCUGUCAAUGCUGGGAUUAGAGACUUGAACAACAUCUGUACAUAAUGUGAGAUCUUGUGGACCUAUAUUUUCAGGUAUUCACGUAUUAUGUUCCGUCUAUCUCUAUCCUCACUGUCUGCAAUUUUUCUUUCUAGGUAUUUAACUUUGUUUUCUAGUGCGGUGUGGGCCUCUGCUAGCUCAUUGUGGGCUUCUAAUAUUCCCUCCGUUUUUUUCCUCUAGGUGGGCUGUUCUAUCACCUAUUGCUUGUAUGUCAGCUCAAAUGUCUGCCGCUAUUUGUUGGAUAUCUGAGGAGAGGGCUGAUUUUUAGUUUGUCCAGCAUGGUACUCACUGAAGCAUUUGUGGCAGUGAUGGAGGCUGUAUUGCUGUGGUAGCUCUGGAUGUCUCCUGUUUCUGCUUCUGAUGUAGGUGAACCAGGCGUUCCGGCACCAUCUUGGUCGCAUGGGUGCUCCGCUUGUUGCGAGCCGAAAUGAGUCGAUCAUUUUCUGUUUUAAUUUUUUGGAGGAUUUCGUUGCCAUCGUGGUCAGGGUGUAUCUGGAGGUUAAAUAGGCUACUUUUGGUGGCAGAAGUGCUGUGAUCCACGCUGUAGGGCCCACUGUUUUGGCGGAGUUCUCCUUCUAUGCGACUUCUUCCGUGCUGUCUGUGGCCACGCCCCCUUUCCCUUUUUAGCUAAUGGCACGAUCUUCCCUCAAAACAAUGAAAUUGGCACUUCUAUAAACUGGGAUUUUAAAGGGAUACUUCACAUCCAUAUAGCUAUUCAGCAAGCUUGAGUGCUCCUUAACAUAGUGUGCAGACUAAUCUCUACUGUUUUCCUGUCGAAACUGUUAAGCAAGAUAAAGCAUUAAAAAUUGCUGUCGUGUACCAUCCAUGCACACCAAAAAAGUGGAACUGGCAUAAAGUAUAAAAUACACUUAGUGUUUGUUUUGUUUUUUUUCUUGUCUGUAAAAUGAGGCUCAAAAUAAACAAACUGUAAAACACCAGGGUGUCUACAAGUUGCAUUUGUGAUGUGCUAGAACAACCCACACAUUAGAAACCUGCCUAUUUCAGUUUUAAAUUUACUUGCAGGAUAUUGAACUAAUUUGGCUUUCUAACAUUUUCAAUACAUAGCAACGGUAUUGGGAGGGGGGUAAUUUUAUAGUAGCACAUAUGUUUAGAAAAUAUGUAGCAAAAUUGCAUUGCAUAUGUAAAAAAUGGGGGAAAUACCACAAACUUUGAAUAAAUGCUGAAAAUGUGUCUCUGUAACAAUUUAUAGCACACAAGGUGAUAGAUCUCAGACUGUCAAAUUUCAUAAAUGGUGUGUGGUGAUGAGGUAAUUUGAAUUCAUGAACUGCUAAAAUGUCUCAAUGAGAUCUAGGUCUAGCAAAUUAAUCUGAACACAAGUUUGAUCCUGCAACACAUAAGUCCCCUUAACCUCAGUGUUUUGGUGUCCUGUUGUAAUGUGCAAAAGAGUUAAAGAAAAGCUUGAAGAAAGAGCAAAUACUUAUGCCUUUAAUACUUUUCUCAAGGUCACAAGCCUGUGUUUAAAUUUAUAUAUUUAAAUGCUUUUCCUUAGUUUGGGGCAGUUCAAAUAGGGAGGGUUUAAUUUACAUGGUUUAAAAUUUUUUUUUUUUUAACUAUACAUACAAAGUUGGAUAGGUGGGUAGUAAAAUAAUUUUGCCUACUCACCAUAUGUGGUUUUAGUUUACAAGACUACUGAUGGAGUAUAUAUGAAUUUGACCAUUGUUAAUGUUUUACAAAAACUCCAGAUAAAGUGAAACUUGCAUGUUAUGCCUUUUUGUCAAGUUGAUUUUAACUUUACGUAAUGUUUUCUUGUAAUGUUUUCAUUAUACAGGUGGAUAUAGAGCAAGCAAUGAAGAAGUUGGUAUUGAAUCGAGUGAAGGUAAUUAUUGUAACUGUUCAUACAUUUGUUUUUUGUUUUUCCAUACGCAAACUAAAAGACUUUGGUUUUUUAGGGCACGAGUUGAGAAAUGCGAAUGGAGAUCAAGGUAUGUCAGUAAAACCUGAACUGUUCACAACUGUGAAGUUUGUUUGGUCUUUUAACAUUCAGAUUUUUGCUGCAAUGCUGAUUAUAAUGUAAUUUUUAUAUAGGUCCAAAGGUUACGUAUAUUCCUCCCCCUCCACCUGAAACUGAAGAGGCUAUAUUCAAGCAUUAUCAAACCGGAAUAAACUUUGAUAAAUAUGAUGAUAUAAUUGUCGAUGUAUCUGGAGUUGAUGCUCCUCCAGCUAUAAUGGUCAGUAGGCUUUUAAAAAGUUUUUUAUUUAUUUAAAUAUGCUUUAAAGUAAUAUGUAAAUGAAAGACUAGGCUUUUUUGUCCAUCUUGGGUAAAAUGUCUUAACAUGAUAACAAUUUUCAAAUAAAUAUUAAAUGUAGAAAAGUGACAAGUCUACAUUGCUAUACUUGACUGCAUCCAGAAUCUGUGCCUACAUGUUGCCUUCCUGUCUCUUGUUUUAAAGAGCUUUUAUAGUGUAAGACAGGGGGUUCCCAAUAUAUUUUUCUCGUGGAACCCUUUCACGUAGUGUAUCAACAUCAUGACACUCGGAUACACACUGGGACAUACACACUGACACACAUACUUUGACAGACCCACACUCACUGAAACACUUUUACACUCACUGACAAGCACAUACACUUUGACACACACAAACUUUUUUUUUUUAAUUUUUCAUCCACAUCUCCUAUCUUUAGGAGUGCCUGGGGUCUAGUGGGGUUGCUGGGCAACUGGCAUGGGGUCCCUGGACUGGCGUACGGUCGGUGAGGGAGCAAUGAUCUCCCUUCUCAGCUCCCUCACGCGCUUUGGUUAUACCGGAGUGACGUCCUAUUCCGACUUAGCAUUAUUACUGUGAGCGCAAGGGAGUUGAGCACGGAGAUCACUGCUCCCUCGCUGCCCGCGGCCAAUUUAUUUUUAAAAAUGCUUGGGGGAAAUCUCCAUUAGUGUAUCCGUGUUUAACUGACUGGUUGUCCUCGUGCAGAGCAACAAAGUCGCCUACCUAGGAGACAGUACUUGUAGUGAUGGACACUAGAGGCAGUUUGAGAAACUGCAAUAAUUACAUUGCCAGACUUAAAACUGUGACUUGCAUUGCAGUACUAAUGGCAAUGGGGACAAAGUAUCCAGACUUUUUCAAUAAGCUGUAGUCCCGGGAGCUAAAGUGCUUUGCCUACAGAAGUAAUGCUUGCCUUGGUUGUGCAAUAUUUGAAAAAUUUGUAAAGGGGCCUCCUAAAUUAAGCUAAAUGGGUUUUUUUUGGCAUUAGACACCCUCCUUUAAACACUUUUAAAAAUUUUAUUUUUUUGUUAAAUGUAUUUUUAAUAUAGCUGUAAAGGAGGGGUGUGUGUAUAUAGAUACACAUUCAUGGGAUACAAAUUUGUAUUCCUUGUGCUGUAGUGUUCCUUUAAAAUUUGUGAUGUUUGUAUGGAUACUUGUCUUGUUAUAUUUGUUUUGUCAUCCUCUUGUAGACAUUUGAAGAAGCUAAUCUUUGUGAUACUCUAAACAAGAAUAUUUCCAGAGCUGGAUAUGUGAAACUAACGCCAAUUCAGAAAUACAGUAUUCCCAUCAUAAUGGCUGGGCGUGAUUUAAUGGCAUGUGCACAAACUGGUUCUGGAAAAACUAAGUUUCUUAAGUUUAUUUUCUUUUUCCUUUCAUCUAACCAAUUUUAGAGAUACACUAUUUAAAACAGUCAUUUACAUGGAACUGCAUGAGUCGCAUGGUUAAGCAAGUAUCUGACUGGAAAUGCUGUUAUAAAUGCCCCUUUCCUGUUCUCCCCCCUGUUAUCUAUUUGACAGGUCAAGUCAUUGAACAAGGUUAUCAAAUCGGGAAAUGUAAUUUUUCUCAUUGUUUUCAGUGGUUUACUUGUUGGCCUUAUGUUCUGCUUUGCUGCAUAAUUUGUAUUUUAUUUUUAAGGCGGCAUUUCUCUUGCCAAUCUUGGCUUAUAUGAUGAAUGAGGGGAUUACAUCUAGCUCAUUUAAGGAACUUCAGGAACCUGAGGCAAUCAUUGUUGCUCCAACAAGGGAAUUGAUUAAUCAGAUCUAUCUAGAUGCCCGAAAAUUUGCUUAUGGGUGAGUAACAAAAGCAGCUAAACUGUGUCUUUUCUUUUUUUUUUUCUUUGCCAGUAUACAAAUCUCUGGUGAAUUGAAUAGUCCCCUUGAACAGAUAUUUGCCAUCCUUGGAUUGUUUGCUAUAGUGUAAAUUUAAAGUGUUAACCAUCUUAGAAUAUUCAACUAUAUUGGUUUAACGGUCAGCUUAUCAUUGUGACUUAUUUUGGCCUUUAAUAUGAAACAGGAUUUAGUUUCCCUCUGGGUUAGACACCGUGCACAACUGAGAUUCACUCUGUCUAGACUGGAAAAGGCAGGUAGUCACCUAAAUAUAUAAAAAUUCAGCUCCUCAAACUUCUCCUUAAGGUAUAAAAACUACAAAAGCACAAAUAACCCCAGUUAUUUCUUUGGCAGGAUAGGCAGUGCACUUAUUCCCUCCUUAUUUAAUAAGUUUUUCUGUUAUUGGCUUGUAUGUUUUCUGGGGUAGUGUGGGCUUUUGCCCUUUUUUAUACUUUAUUAGUAUAAGGGGCUUAACUUUAAAAUUUCUAGGUUUCUGCCUUUUCUGGUCUAGACAAAGUAAAUAUCCCAGUGCACUGCCUCUAAUACUCUAGGAAAACAUUGGUAAGUAAAAUUUGUUUCAGAAUAUGCAGGUGUCUUCUUGGUUAUUCAUGAAUGUCUUCGAAAUUAUUUGGCAGAACCUGCGUAAGGCCUGUUGUAAUAUAUGGAGGAACGCAAACUGGUCAUUCAAUAAGGCAAAUAUUUCAAGGUUGCAACAUUCUCUGUGCUACACCUGGACGGCUAAUGGAUAUAAUUGGCAAAGAGAAGGUAAAGAUGCAUUUUAUUUUUUUUCCAAAAUGUAUAAAGCACACAUUCAAGAACAAAGUAACAAAGCUAUCCUAAAUCACAUUUUGAUUAAAAACUCAGAUCAGAAUAACCCAGAAGUGAAAUAUUGGUUGCAGGAGGCAAUGUUACAAGAGUGUUUCACAGUACCCACUUCUCCUUUAAGGUGGCUUGUUGCAAACUGACUCUGAGAACUGAUCUGGAAGUAGGACUCGUAUUAGUGGAGCUCCUCAGCUCUAGUCAAUAUACUUUCAGGAUAUAUCCACAAUGCUUACACUUUUUUUUUCUUUCCCUUUUUGUGUUCUAAAACCUGCUUUGGAUUCUUAGUCUGUCAUCCACGCAUGAACCAGAUCAAUAUGGCCCCUUAAUGUGACAUCCUCGGCAGAUGGCUAGUAUGUGGAGAUUGAGAACAUCUCUCCCAGCCAACUUUAUCAUUUCCUAGAGUUGGAUGAUUAUUUAUAAAGUGCCAACAAACUCUGCUGCAAUGUACAAUAGGUGAACUAACAAGUAUUUGCAACAAGAAAAGUUAAACACUGCUCAAAUUUGCUUACGUUCUAGAGGGGUUGAUUCCAUACUUGUACAACGAUUGAGACCGUUUCAAGACUUAGUAAUGUUUCAAAAAUAUCUGUGUGAGCGAGAACUGAAAUGAGGCCCCACAAAGUAGUAGUGCCUACUUUGUCUUGUCUUUAGUUGUAAACACAGAUAAGAUACAGGCUGUAGAACUGUUUUGCAGUAUUAGAUUAUAGAUUUACAAAAUAUAUUCUGAAAUGGUGGUUUUUAAAAGACAACCACUAGUAGGUGAUGAAAAGGCAAUAUAAAACUCCUGCUCUUCAGAAACUUGAACAGGGGCAAUUGUCAAAGUUCUGAACCCCCAAAAACUAGAAUUUGAGCGAUAUAUUAAACCAUAAUUUAAAGAGACAAAUGGCGCGUGUGCUGCAUUUAAGACCGGAUAGCAGCCUAGAAAAUCUCCCAAUACUGUGGUUUUUUGGUUUUGUUUUUUAAAUUUACUUUUCAGCUUCUUGGGGGGAAAUUUUUGUUUUUUGGCACACUGACACUGCUACAGGCUAGUGUUUUUUUGUUUUUGUCAAGCUCUUAAUGCCACGACCGCACGAUCAAGUAGCUAAAUGUCAUACAUGGUGAUAUACAGUCGCAGCGGAAAUACUAUAUUCAAGUUUUUUGUUUAAGAAAAGUAAGAAAACAUAAGUAAUAUCCUUGUCUAGCGGGUAGGCUGAAUAUUAUAUAACGACAGUAUGCUAUACAGUGCUAAACCUUGGUGAUAAGCUUUUGGGUAUAUAUAUGCCUAUUGCAGUCAGCGUAAAGGAGCGCUAUUGGGGUAGGAACACAAACUUGUAUUCCUGACCCUAUAGGGUUAAAACCACCAUUUAGCCACCCUGUCCCCCUCAUGCCUCCCUAAAUAUAGAAAAACCUUACUUGUAUUCAAGCCUGUAGCUCUGCAUGUGGUUUGCCUUAGAAAACCAAGCUGCCUGCUGACAUCAGAAGUGGUGGCCUGAUCCAAUCACAAUGCUUUCCCAUAGGAUUAGCUGAGACUCACCAGGUGGCAGAUCAGGGAGAGAGCAGCACAAUUCAAACACAGCCCUGGCCAAUCAGAAUCUCCUAAGAGAUGAAUUGAAUCAGUGAAUCUCUGAGGAAAGUUCAGUGUCUGCAUGCAGAGGGAGGAGAUACUGAAUGUUUGGAAGUAUUUUAGGUAUCUAUGACCUAGGAAGGAUCUCUAACAGCUAUCUGAGGAGUUACCAUUGAAGUUAUCCCUAGGCUUUAAUGUAAACACUGCAUUUUCUCUGAUUCUACUCACCAGAACAAAUUCAAUAAGCUAUAGUUGUUCUGGUGACUAUAGUGUCACUUUAAUAAGUAAAGUCCUAGUGUUAAGUAGGCUAAGGCCUUGUCAUAGGCUAGACUAAAAGCAAUUUGCGUAGAACAGGUAGGUAAAUGGUAGCAGGAGACCAGUCUAGCUGUUGGUUAUAGACCGGUUUCGCUCAUCUAUAUAGGAAGAGCCUGUGCGGUUCUGCAUUUAGUUAAUACUGCUUAAGAGGGCAUAACACUGUGUGGUCCAGGCUAGACUAGUUAGUAGGCAUAAGAGAAGAGUGAUAAAUCAGGGUGAGAGUCAUGCUAAAUAAGCCACCGAUCUGGCACAUAUCAAGAUUGGACAGGCUAGAAAAACAAACGCAGAGGCGUAUUGGAGGCAUUAACUUAUACAGUUCUGAUGGCGUCUCAGAUCAUUAAGGGAGUUCUCCUUUAGGAGCGUUAACAUGCAAGUUCUGCGGACCUGUUAGUCUGUUCAACCAAUACUCAUACUAGGUAAAGAGGCACCUUUGGUCACAGAGGGUGGCAGGGUGUAAGUAGGCCACCCUCCAGCCCAGGCCAUUUGGAAGGCCAGCACCUGUGCCACUCGGAUGCUCGUUGAGGCUGGAUCUUCCCUUUGUAGGGCGCAACGGGAGGCCCAGAUGUUCUGCUGUGGUCGGCUUUCCGGCAAGGUGUUAAGUGCUGUGGAUGUUUCCUCCACUUGGCCCUCGGCCCAGGUUGGCAUUUGCCACAAGUGGCAGUUGCAAUGCAGGAUGUGCCCAACGAAGACCUGUUCUGCCGCGGUUGGCUCUCCCAUCUCCCUUUUCAGGGUUAGAAGGUGCCUGUGUGCUACUUUGCUUCAGAUGUUCCCAAAAAAGUUGUAAUCUCGUCUAGUUUCACAAGUAUGCUUCACUGGCUUGUGGCAAUAGCCCCCAGUUUGUGGUAGAGUAGGCUGACAGUGGGAGCGUGUCCAUCUUGCGGGGCCUGCUGUCUGUCGCUAAUGCUAAAGAUUCCUGCCGGGGCCGGUUUUGCUGUGCGCCUCAGGUAGGUGGGGGCCGGGAUUGCCUCCGCUGGUCCAUAGGGGUCAACAGGAGCCCAGUUUGAAGUAUGCUGCUGAUUGUGACUGCAGGAGUGCGGACACCUCUCCUGCGCCGGCCAUGUGUGUAGGCCGCAAGAUCUGUUGUGGCGGAGCUGACCCGGUAGGCCACAUAUGUAUCUUUGGGUAGGUCUCAGGUUUCCUUGUCAAUUAUGCGUCAGGAUUGAGCGGGUCACUGCUUUCUCCCUUUGUUAGACUGUUAAUUUGACGCGCGGUGUAGGAGCUGCAUACACUCAGGUCAGCCCUGGCCCCCAGGCUAGUGUUUUUAAAGACUACAUUUUAAUACAUGUUAGUAGUACUCAGGGCCACCAUCAGGGUCCCACUCCCACCGGGAUGGAUGGCGAGGAAAGGGUUGACUCUUACCUCUUCGGCUGAAUGCGCAUGCGCGGUAGCCAGUCUCAUAUGAAAGCAUUCAUAAUGCUUUCCUAUGGACGCUUGCGUCUUCUCGCUGUGAUUUUCAGUGAGAAACACGCAAACGCCUCUAGCGGCUGUCUGUGAGACGGCUUAAGAGGCUGGAUUAACACCAUUAUAAACAUAGCAGUUUCUCUGAAACGGCUAUGUUUUAUAAAAAAAAAGUUAAUCCUAGAGGGACCUGGCACCCAGACCACUUCAUUAAGCUGAAGUGGUCUGGGUGCCUAGAGUGGUCCUUUAAGGUGCAAAAAAAAUCUUCACAGCGACCCCCUCGCUUCCCCCAAUCAUACCCCUUUAUCCAUGUACAGUGUAUGCCAAUAGCUAUGUAGUGUUUAUAUAUAGGAUUUAUAAAAUUAAUUUUUUUGUAAAUUCUUUAUUUUUGAGUUCAUGUAACUUUCAUUUAAACUUUCAUUUGUGUGGGAUACAGAAAAGAGGGUUGUAACAUAGUACAAUAAAUGAGGUUACACUUUCAGGUUUGAAAUUGUCCAUUUGCAUUCAUUCUUUUUUUUCAUGCAUACUGCUUUUGCUGCUCUGGGUCGGGAGAAACGGGGUGGGUGGAGGGUGAGGGGGUGUCUCCCUCAGUGUUUCCACCAGCAUCCCUGUUAGUGUUGUUGUUGUUGUUUUGGGUGUUAGUCUAUGGUUUUAUUGUGUUAAGCUAGUGUAUAGUUCAGGCCUGGUUCGUGGGCUCUUUGAAGUCAUGUGAUCCCGUUCUGUACUUUGCAGUAUGUUAUCUUGUUCCUUGAGGGAUACGGUGUUACCUCUGGGUUUAGGGGUAUAGAACUUGGAGUCGGUGCGGGGAGGAAGGGGGGGUCGCCCCCUUCUCUGGUGGGGGUUGCCCAUGUGUCCUUGUGUCAUUUUGUGGUGUUUGGUUGAACUCUUGAGUUCUCUAAAUUUGAAUCAGAUGUUUUCUUUGUUUUGGUUGUGUUUAUGUGGGUGCUCUCUGUAAGUACGGGUGUGUGGUUGGGUGUGAGAUCAGUGGGAUGGGGAGGGGGGCUGUCUGUUCUGUUCCCUCCGCCUUUGCCAUACAAGAUUUCCCUCCACUGCCAACCAGGGGUCCCAGAUCUUAUGAAAGGAUCUGGUAUUUUCGUGUAUUAGUGCGGACAGUUCGUCCAUUUCCAUAGUCUCCUUGAUCUUUCCCUGGGCAUCUGGGAUCUCCGGACUUCCCCAAAGGCCACCUUUGCUACUAGCUUAUUUUGUGCUCGGGUCAGGCUUUCGUGGGGUUUUGACAGCAGCCAAGUCCAUGGGUCUAGGGGACGUCAAUUUGUAGUGCUUUCGAGGUGGUAGCGGCCAUUUCUUUCCAUAUUUGGGUUAUGUGCUGACAUUCCCACCACGUAUGGACUUAUGUUCCCUUCUCACCACACCCUUUCCAGCAUCUGAUAAAAUUUAAUUAUUUAAAAACAAAAAUGAUUCCUCCUUCCCUGUUAUUACCUUGCAGGUAGGUGGGCAUGUUAAACUUUGGUGAUCAGGUAUGCUGGGAAUCUGGUCGGUGUCUACACCGGGUGCAAGACCAUAAGUAACUGUCUUCUUAGCUCAGGCACUUAGUGUCAGCUUUCCUCUAGUAAUCCGUGGCAACGUUCUGAUUGGCCAGAGCUCUGAUUGUAUGAGAGCUCUGCUGUAAUAAAUUUCUUAUGAUGUGUGUGGUGUCUGGGUGAUAGGAGUGAUGACUGUGUGUGAUAUGUAUGUUAUGUGUUGGAGGUGUGUAAUAUUUGAAUUGUUGUAUUGACUGUGUGUAUUGGAUGUGUGAUGUGAGCUGAUAUGAAGAGCAGAGGUCUUGUACUGGUAGGUGGGGAGCAGUAGGCAUGGGGAGGAGCAGCAGUAGUGUAGUGGUAGGUGGGGGAGCUGGGGGCGCAGUUGUGUAUUCGUUGGGGAGCAGGGGCACAGUAGGGGGAGUAGUGAUAGCUAGGGGCACAGUGGUGGUAGGUGGGGGAGCAGGAACAGAUUCCUCUAACUUACCAGGCAGACGGUUUGUCUGCCUGUAGCUUCGCCCCACUUGCAGUGUAGCUCUGCCCCCUUUGCCCUCACUGAUAGACCUGAGUGGGGUAUAGAAAUAAGGGCAGAGUUAAGAGGUGGGGGUGGAGCGCGGCCACCCUACACAACAGGAGUGCGAGCUGUUGGCCACAUGGCUCCCUGUGCGGCCGCACACCUCUAAAGCUGGCCCUGGUAGUUCUUCCUUGCUUAACAAAGGCUACCAUCUAAUGCAGAUCACCACACAAACUUGCCACUUAUGCCCACUGAAUCAGGGAAAAGGUCUGCAUAGAGGACAGUGUACCAAUGCGAUAACUUGUAAUGGAAGCAAUGAAAAGGGCCAGCUAAACUAUGAAUAUUGUCUCUGGGUAAAUGAAGCAAUUUGUAAUAGCAUUUGUGUGUCCAGAAAUAAAUCCUGUAGUAUUGAAGCUGAUGGAAUAUGCUGCUUUUUUGCUGAUUAUGAUUCUGGCUUAGUUCGGUAUACGAGGCAGAAGAUAAAGCAGGCUAUGUACAAAUUUGUGCCUAUGUAAGAAGCAUUCAUGUAUCAAAGAUUACAAUGACACGACAUGCAUGUAUUUUGUUUUAUUUUUUUUUAGAAGUUUUUCAAAGUUGCAGUUCUUAUGAACUACAGUCUUUGCAAGCCCGCUGGAGGGCUUCCUCCUUGCAUGUCUGUUGGCUGGGUUCUGGACAUGGGUCUGAAGUAUGCGGUGGCGGAGAGGGUGCAGUCAAUCUCAACUGUGUAUUACCUCAUCAUUUUUUUUAUUAUUUAUUUAUUUUAGAUUGGCUUAAGUAAAGUGAAAUUCCUAGUUUUGGAUGAAGCAGAUCGAAUGCUUGACAUGGGAUUUGGCCCAGAGAUUACAAAGCUGGUAACCAGUCCAAAUAUGCCAAGCAAAGAGGAGCGACAGACCUUGAUGUUUAGUGCCACAUUCCCAAAAGAAAUACAGAAGUAAGAAAUGUAUUUGGUUAUGUCCUAUUAUCAUAGACUAUAAAUGCUUGACUGUUUUCCAUGUUUAAAAUGUACUUUUUUUAUUUUAAAGCCUGGCUUCAGCUCACUUGAAACCAAAUUAUUUAUUUGUUGUGGUUGGCCAAGUUGGUGGUGCCUGCAGCGAUGUUGAACAAUCGAUCAUGGAAGUUACACAGUUCCAAAAAAGAGAGAAGUUGCUUGAGAUCUUAAACAAUAUAGGUGAGUGUAUAUUGCGUUUAUUUUUUUUAUUCAGAAGCUGUUGCUACCAUAUACCUCUUAAAAAAUCAAUCCUAAAAGAUUUGAUUAAAUACACUUUAAAUUUUUUUGUCUAAUUACUCAUGCAUUGAAAAACCGGAGUCUCGCUGCGUAGGUGUUGUCUUUGACUCCAACCUCUAAUUCACCCAUUAUGUCCAAUUGCCAAAUCCUGCCGCUUCAUCUAAAAAAUAUUGCAGGAUUUAAUGCCGGUUGCCGCUAAGGUGCUGAUCCAUACCACUGUCCUCUUGCCUUGACUACUGUAACCCGCUUCUCAGUGUCUUUGCUCAUUCCCAACUUGCCCCGUUGGUGUAUAAUAAAUGUGGUCCUGUCCUCCCAUGCCUCCCUCACUUUGUCAGUCCCUACAUUGGCUUCCAGUAAGAUAUAGGUCUCAACGUAAGAUCCUGAUACUUGCUUACAAAUCUGUACACAAUGCUGCUCCCACCUACUUAUCCUCACUAUUACAAAUAUAUGUCCCGUCUAGGCCCCUACGCUCUGCCGGAGACCUAUGUCUAACCUCUGUUCGUAUUUCUACCUCUGGUCACCUUAAGACUUUAGGGCUGCACCGUUCCUAUGGAACACCCUUUCCCUUUUUUUAGACUUUCACCCAAGCUCCACUCCUUCAAAAAAAACUUUGUGAACAGCUUUUCCUCCCCGCAAAAUGGCCCUCAAUAAACACUAUCCUAGCAACCUACUUUUCUACCCCACCCUUGUCUUUUGUUACUAUACCCCACUCCCUCUAGUAUGUAAGCUCAUUGUACAGGGCUCUCAAUCACUCUGUUCCUGUGUCCAACUCGUCUGGUUAUACAAAUACUUGUAUAGUCCACCCAUUGUACAGUGCUACGUAACUUGUUUGUUUUAAAGAAACCUAGUAUGUGACGGCAGAUAAGAACCAUUCGGCCCAUCUAGUCUGCCCAAUUUUCUAAAUACUUUUAAUUAGUCGAUAGCCUUCUCUUAUAGUUAGGAUAGCCUUAUGCCUAUCCCACGCAUGCUUAAACUCCUUUACUGUGUUAACCUCUACCACUUCAGCUGGAAGGCUAUUCCAUGCAUCCACUACCCUCUCAGUAAAGUAAUACUUCCUGAUAUUAUUUUUAAACCUUUGUCCCUCUAAUUUAAGACUAUGUCCUCUUGUUGUGGUAGUUUUUCUUCUUUUAAAUAUAGUCUCCUCCUUUACUGUGUUGAUUCCCUUUAUAUAUUUAAAUGUUUCUAUCAUAUCCCCCCUGUCUCGUCUUUCCUCCAAGCUAUACAUGUUAAGAUCCUUUAACCUUUCCUGGUAAGUUUUAUCCCGCAAUCCAUGAACCAGUUUAGUAGCCCUUCUCUGAACCCUCUCUAAGGUAUCAAUAUCCUUCUGAAGAUACGGUCUCCAGUACUGUGUACAAUACUCCAAGUGAGGUCUCACCAGUGUUCUGUACAAUGGCAUGAGCACUUCCCUCUUUCUACUGCUAAUACCUCUCCCUAUACAACCAAGCAUUCUGCUAGCAUUUCCUGCUGCUCUAUUACAUUGUCUGCCUACCUUUAAGUCAUUAGAAAUAAUCACCCCUAAAUCCCUUUCCUCAUACGUUGAGGUUAGGACUCUUUCAAAUAUUCUGUACUCUGCCCUUGGGUUUUUACGUCCAUGAUGCAUUAUCUUGCACUUAUCCACAUUAAAUGUCAGUUGCCACAAUUCUGACUAUUUUUCUAGUUUACCUAAAUCAUUUGCCAUUUGGCUUAUCCCUCCUGGAACAUCAACCCUGUUACAUAUCUUAGUAUCAUCAGCAAAAAGACAUACCUUACCAUCAAGACCUUCUACAAUAUCACUAAUAAAAAUAUUAAAGAGAAUGGGUCCAAGUACAGAUCCCUGAGGUACCCCACUGGUGACAAGUCCAAGCUUCGAAUAUAUUCCAUUAACUACAACCCUCUGUUGCCUGUCACUCAGCCUUACCCAUUCAACAAUAUUGGAAUCCAAACCUAAAGAUUGCAGUUUAUUGAUAAGCCUUCUAUGUGCAACAGUGUCAAAAGCCUUACUGAAAUCUAGGUAAGAAAUGUCUGCUGCACCACCCUGAUCUAUAAUUGUAGUUACCCAAUCAAAAAAAAAUAAGAUUAGUUUGGCAUGAUCUCCCUGAAGUAAACCCAUGUUGUCUCUGAUCUUGAAAUCCAUGUGUUUUUAGAUGUUCAACAAUCCUUUAACAUGGUUUCCAUCACUUUCCCCACCACUGAAGUAAGGCUUACUGGCCUAUAGUUGCCCGACUCCUCCCUAUUACCUUUCUUGUAAAUGGGCACAACAUUCGCUAACUUCCAAUCUUCUGGGACUACUCCUGUUAACAAUGAUUGGUUAAAUAAAUCUGUUAAUGGUUUUGCUAGUACACCACUAAGCUCUUUUAAUAGCUUUGGGUGUAUUCCAUCAGGUCCCAUUGACUUAUUUGUCUUUACUUUUGACAGUUGAAAUAGAACCUCUUCCUCUGUUAACUCACGUGUAAUAAAUGACUCAUUUAUCCUUUUUCUCAACUGAGGUCCUUUUCAUUCAUUUUAAUCUGUAGAUACAGAACAGAAAUAUUGAGGCAGUCAGCUAGACUUUUAUCCUCUUCUACAUACUUUCCUUUUGUUUUUAAUCUAACUAUUCCUUGUCUUUUCUCAUUUAUGUAUCUAAAAUGUUUUGUCCCCCUUUUUUACUGACUCUGCUAUUUUCUCUUGUGUGUGAUUUGGAAGCUCUUAUAACUUGCUUAGCCUCUUUCUGCCUAAUCUUAUAAAUCAUUGUUUUCCUCACUCAGGUUUUUUUUUAUAAUUCGUAAAUGCUAACUUUAAAUUUUUAUUGGCCAAAAUAGUUAAAAACAAAAAGGCGCACUCACUUGCCCAAAUACAAAAAAUACUGUUUAGAUAUACCACCAAUGAAAAAAUGCAUCUUUUCAUUGGGUGUAAAUGUAAAAUGGCUUGAAAAAGCUGCAGAUUUAUUUUCUGAAGCCUUUGCAAACACUCCACCAGCUCAGACUUGCAGUGCCUGCCUCUUAUAUCAGAAAGCAACAUACUCUGAAAAAUGAAAAUAAAUUCAGUUCCACUGAGCUAAGCAACCAGGAAGUAACUUAUCACACAAAGAUCUUCAGCAAGUAAAAGUGCUCUAGGGAUGUAGCGUAUGUUUAACAGACUCCUUGCUAGUGCCGUUAUUCCUUCCAUUUUGUAUUUCCAGGAUUAGCUCAAAUUUAAGAAGCACUAGGUAGGCACCAUAACUACAACUGAUUCAUUGUUUUGGUGCCUGGUCUACGUUGGGUGCCAGAUCACUGGUCAAUGACUUUAAUCAACAUUUAGUGAAGAUGUUUGGUCCUAUGCAUCCUAUCCUUUAAUUACAAUGUGCCGGAGGAGGAACACUUCUAACUUGCUCAUUUACAAUUAACACCAGGGGUUGAGGCAGUGAACAAUGAUCGGCACCAUUGCCACUUUAUUUUGUGUUUAUGGUGCUUGCAGGGUUCCUUAAGAUUUGUAUUUUCCCAAUAUAUUUACUUUCUCCCUAUCACUCCGUUUUCCUUUUUUUUUUUUGUAAAGAACUACAUUUUCUAUAUGUUACCACUGUUAUGCUAAACCGCAUUUUUUAUUUCUGUACUCACCUCUGUGUACAAUUUGAAAUAUGAAAGCUGUUUUUUUAUUUGAAUUUCAAAUAUGUAAUGUUUAAUUCCUUUCUUUCCAGGUAAUGAACGGACAAUGUUGUUCGUUAAAACCAAGAAGAGUGCAGAUUUCAUAGCUUCAUUUUUAUGUCAACAAAAUAUAACCACAACGAGCAUCCAUGGGUUGGUAUUAUAAACUUUUAUAGUAUAUUUGUACUUCAGAAAUUGUCAGUAUAUACAUUUUUAAGCUAUUUUACAUUUAGCUUAUGCUUGCUAAGAAUCUAAUGGAAUAGUUACGAAAGUUUCACUUUGUGUAGCUACCGGUUUGUGAACUUGCCAAUCAGUGUAUUGAUUGCAUUUUAAAACAUGACAUUGAUUAUAAAACAUACAGAAAUUUAAACUGGCUGUUACCUCAAACUUGCCUUUGUUUUAUUUUCCAUUUUUCAGAGUAUGUUGCUUUCUGAUAUUAGACAGGCUAUUUUGCUUUUUGUUUGGCAUAGGGAGGAGCUUACAGCAGCUCCCAUUACCUUGACAAGGUGUAGCCUGCUUUAAGAUUUACGCUUUAUCAAGAGUAAGAAAUUGUGGGGAUAUUUAUGGGAUGAUAUUAUACAGUCGAGAAUCGCCCACUAUUUUAAUUCUUAGAUCUCAGAUCGUUAUCAUGUAAGUGAAAUGUAUUCCAUACAAAUAAAAUCACAAUUUGUUAUAAAAAUAGAUUUAAUAUAUUGUGACAAAAUAACAAUAUUAGGCAGCAUGCAUGAUAAUUAGUGAAUAUUUAGUAUAACAUAAGUAUACAAUGGAAUGGCUAUACACGUUCCAAUGGCUAACAGCAUUACCUGUCACUUAAUAAGACUUGAGGGUACUUCAGACAGAGUAAAGCUUCACACAGUGAAAAGCCAUAAAAUCUUGGCUAACAGUUAAAUCAAUGGAGUAACCAUUUAAAUGCUGGCUAGAUCCUCCUAGGCAUAUAAAAACCUAUUCUCAUGUAAUUUUCAAUUAAAAUAACAUUCGAAACAGGUCAUUAGUCAUUUCCUGGAACCAUCCAAUAAGAAUAAUCUACCAGAUUUUUACAAAAGGCAAAUUUUAAAUUGCCUAAAAAUAUCUUAUUUUAGAGCAAAUCAAUACACCUAGAUAAAAACAGCGGUAUGCUAACAUGUGAUAAUAUCACAUUAAUAUAUAAUCUUAAUUCCACCUGCAGAAUGGAAUGUUUAUAAAUAUAUAUUCUUUAGUUAACUAAGAUUUCUAAAUAUUGAAAUCUGACCUUGAUUUAUCCAGUCGUAUAUCAUGCUAUUAGUAAAUUUUUAAUUGAUUAAAUAAAACCAGCAUAAUUACCAGUUAUGUAGGUAUUCUCAUCAGAUGAGUAGUCUCAGGAAAAUGCGAGUAUGAUUGGUUGUAUGGAGGUGCGUGAGUAAUAGAGAAAAGUGAUGGUUAGAAAGUAUCAGUAAAUUUUAAGUGUCAAGGAGUUUAAGAGUUGAGUGUUAGUCCCAGAGUGUCCUGAAUCUCUCUGCAUGUCCGAAUCUGAAUGCCCAAACUCCACCAACUACCCCUCUCUUCCCUUUGUCCUAACUUUUAAAGAGCCAGACUCUCUGUACGUCAUUAGUUGAUAAAGCCAAUAGGAAACUGUAGGUGUGUUCAACCUUCAGAUCGCAAUUUAGGUAUUUGGUCCAUAGAGGGCAGUCUCUCCUUACUAAACCUUAACUUUUCCUGAUGACUCUUUUGAUGCCAUUUGGCUUAUCUAAAAUGACUACCAUAACUUAAAUUUGCUGUCAGUUCAAAGCGUUUCUCAGUCUUUGUGGCAACUUUGAUCGUUUUCUAAAAUUGACAGUUCUAAACUCAAUUUCACCCCUUACUUACAAUGGGACCUUGUUAAAUUUAGAAAGUAAAAUUACUCUUCUGUCACUAGUGUCUGUGUUUAUAUAAUGCAUUCCUUAGCUCAGGCUCAGUGGUUAGGAAAGCAAGGAAAUUGUCUGUUAUUCUGAAGAUAGCAAAAUGGAGUCUGCUCUGUUCUGAGUUACUCUGGCAAUAUACACUUUUAAUUUCUUUCUUAGCACAAAAUGUCUGCCGAUAUAAAUAUCCUGACAAAAUACAUAAGUCAAAGGGACUACUUUGUCUUUAUUUUGAUCCAUUUAUUUAGGAAAAAAGAAUAGUUUCUAAAAGAAGAAUGCCUUUUUUUUUAGUUGAUUGAUAUUAAACUGGGGAUAAAUCUUUAGUUGGUAAAAUGUUGUGCAGUAAGUCUUUAAUUUAGUUGAAUCAUUGUCUGUGUAUUGACGUUUCCUAGAACAAGACAAGUGUUUAAAAUGUUUGUCAAUGCCUCCAUUAUGGAAACACCCUAUUAUUGCCUAGAAGUGUUUGCAGUCUCUGUAAAGAAACUUUCUCACCACUUCAGAAAGUGUUAGCUGUUAAAGCUCUCGGAGGUACAGCUGACAUAUAAGAACUGACUUGUGCCUCACUGCAUCAAAUGCCACCAGAUUGCAUGUAUUCAGAGCACAGUAAAGCAUACUUAAGCAAUUCCUUUUGAUAUAACCCCAUACUUUAGCUAAUGCAGAAAGGUUUAAUAACAUUGUUUGGUGGCACCUGUCUCAGAUUCCAUGUUAUCAAUAAAAAAAAACUUAAUGUUUUUUCCCCCCCACCUCUAGUGAUCGAGAACAAAGGGAAAGAGAGAUUGCCCUCUUUGAUUUUCGAAGUGGGAAGUGUUCAGUACUUGCUGCCACUUCAGUUGCUGCCAGAGGCUUAGAUAUUGAAAAUGUUCAACAUGUGAUCAACUUUGAUCUUCCAAAGGAUAUUGAUGAGUAUGUUCAUAGAAUUGGACGUACAGGUCGCUGUGGUAACACUGGAAAAGCAAUUUCAUUUUUUGAUCCAGCAAACCAAGAAGAUGUGGCAGUUGCUCGUUCAUUAGUGAAAGUGUUAACUGAUGUGAGUGUACAAAUUUGUUUUGAUGUCAAAUGUAAUUGAAGAAAAUGUAUGUAUCAAAAUUAACUUGACGGACAAUGUAACCUAGAGGACCACUUCAGUAUUGCAUGUGUUGAAGUUUAUCAAACCCCGACUCAUGAGAUUAUCACCUUGCGUCCAGGGAUCAAAAUGUGGAUUUACUAUGUAGUCCUCAUUAAAGGAUGUUAUAAGGCAGGGUGGGGGAAACCUUUUGCCCUCCAGAUGUCUUGAACGGAAUCUGCCACAAUGCUGGCAAAGCAUCAAAGGAGAUGUAGUCAAAAACAUCUGGAGGGCCAAAGGUUCCCCACCCCUGCUAGAAGGCAUCAAAACAUUGGCUAACAUCUUGUUUGGUGUAUAGAUCCUGCAGUUGCACUGCCCAAAUAAAACUAAACUGUUUUAUAUGCAUUUACCCAUUUCUAACUCAUACCAGACUUUGACUAUCCAAUCGGCCCAGUGCAGAUAAGUGAGAAGGCAGGUGUAAAUGCCUGACUCGCUAGUUUAGCUUCACAAAGCUACACUAACCAGGAGUUGUAUGCUGGAAUGCCAGGGGGUGUAACCAUGUUAAUUUAGAAUGGUUCCAAUUUCUAUUAAUAAUGGCACUUUUAAUCUUUCUUGAAAAUGAGGCCUUCGUACAUAAAACAUUUGCACCUGUAUGUGUCUACAUAAUCCCCCAUAAGCAUUGCCUUAAUAAUAAUCAUAAAAUAAUCAUCCUUUUAUUGUACAUUCUGUUUAAAGUCCAAUUAACAGAGCAGGAGAUAAAAAGAAAAUCUAAGGAAGAGAUUUUUUUUAAUGUGUAUGCCAGUGAGUUAGGGGAGGUGUGGCUAGGACAGCAUGAUCUGAUUAAACCCCAAAUGGCAGAGAAUUUAGCUCUAAGACUGCACAGGUAAAACUGCUUCAUUAAACUAGUCGUUUUGGUGCCUAUAGUAUCACUUAAGUUGCACUUUUGUUUACAUAACUGAUGUGUAUCUGACAUACAUGCACAUGUAUUUUGUCCUAGCCCAUUCUUUAUGAAACUCCUAAUGUGGAUUGAGUAACAAAACUGAUGAAAAUCUAGGAUAAACAAAGGCAGAUAGGCAAACAAGCUUUAAUUGGUGGCAUGUGCCGCUUAGAUGAGAUUCCUCUUCCUAAGCAAUUAUAAAACUUUAUUUUACUCAACAUUUCUUGAUUGUGCUCCAAAUUUAGAACACACGUUCAUAGAAGUGUCCUUUGAUCUGCAACCCUAAUAAAGGCUAUCAUGGUGUUUACCAUACCUCCACUGUUAUUCACUCCAGUAAACAAACACAAGUUUACCACUGCUUGUGGUGACAUGCAAAACACAAAUUAAAGUAAGAAUAUAAUUUUUUUUUUUUAAAUAUAGCUUACUAUUGUUUAACAUUUAGGUUAACAAACAUUAAAGACUAUGAAAUGCUCAAUUUAGUGGAAACCCUGUUAAAUGUAAAGCCACAGUAGAUGAACUGGAAGCAUAACUGACUUAGAGAAUGUUUCCAGUUUGAUUGCUAAACUUGAAAAUCACUUUGAAUUCUCACUUUAGUGAACAGUCUUGUAUAGGACUGUAAUCUGAUAUUAACAAAUAUUUCCGUAGGCUCAUCAGGAGGUCCCACCAUUUUUGGAAGAAAUUGCCUACAAUGCACAUGGAACAUCUGGCUACAAUCCACAUGGAAAUGUAUUUGCAUCAGUUGAUAACAGAAAGGUGAGACAACAUACUUGUACUAGUGUUGUGAUUUUGUGAUUUGCUUUUACAUUGAGUCCCACAACAGCAGAUACUUGCAUAUUAACAAAGAGGAACUAGUGCCAGGAAAACAAAGUUGUUUUCAAGGUGCUACAUCAUUCAAAGCUAAUGCAAGAACGAAGGCUUUUUAGAUGAGACGCAAGUGUUGGCCACCAAAUUGUCACCGAAUUUCGAACUUGCUGCACUGGCUGUUACAGCAGUAAGAGUAAACGUAACGAUAUACAGCAUUUUCUCUAUUUAAAUUUAUCUGCCAGUGCUAACUAAGCAACAUUUGCCAACAUUUGUUGCUCAGGAUGUGAGUUCAGAUCCCUUAAUUUCAAGAACUGCUGGUGGCGGUUGAUAUUUGGCCUGCGUGGUCGAUGCAGAGGCAUAGCCUCGGGAGGCUCUUGGCCCAGGAAGGCGCUUGCAAAGUUGGUGUCCUGAAUGGUACCACUGUUCUAUGGUGCCCUGGUUACGGGAUGGCUGUUUUGCAAUUUAGGUCACUGAUGCAGCUAGGCAUUCAAAUAGCUUAAGCCAGAAGCUCUAGAAUAUGACAUCCAAGCGUUGCAAAUUAUUUUUCUUAGAACUGCUGUGGGGACUCUGGAAUAGAGGGAUAAAGGCUAAAUUAGGUACAUCCACAAAUUUGGUUAGGCCUAAGUAGUGUUGCAGUUAAAAUGCAACUCUGAAUCAGAGGUGAGUGCAGCAUGGAUGGCCAGGCCAACUACACUGGUUACUGGGAUACCCCACACGUAUGUAGCAGGUCUGCCAUCUCUCCACAUCUCUGUAUACAGCAGUUCGCAGCAAAGGUGAUUGGGUUACUGGAGGUACCAAGUCUCGAGUGAAGGCUUAAUGUGUACUGGGAAAACCUUACAUCUGUGGUGCACCGGAAUGAUUAUAGCUUGUGGACCAGAGAGCCCCUGAACCCAGCCCAAUUGUUUUCCUCAUAUUUUCUUGGAGUCAUAAUUUGAGAUUUGUCUUAUAGAAGUAUAAAUGAAACCAUUUUCCUUUAAAUUUUACCCUGGGACACCUCCUUGACUAAUUUACUUAUUUCCAACACUCUAAAACCUGUUUCCAUUGCUUGGUGUCGAAGCCUUACUUGAAAAUGAAGAAUCAAUUGUUAAAAGUUCACAAAUUUAUUCUUUCACCUGAAAGGUCUUUUGGUCAUACUUGGGUAAUCUGCGGUCUUGACAGAAAUUUCCUUAAGUUCAAAUGUCUUGGCCAAAUUCUCCUGACACAAAUUCAAGCAUGAAUGCAUCUUAGAAUUUUUCUAAAGCCUCCGAUGCGUAGUCAUUACUUAUAUUUUUUUUUUUUUUUUUUGCUUCCAUCUUACAAUGGACUGGCACAUUCAAUACAGAACAGGAGAUUAGACUUGCACAGAAUUUUAUCAAUUUUGUCUUUUUGGAGCUAGACAUCUGCAUAUUUACUCAUGCUUUUAAAGGUUUAGAAGACAAAUUUUUUUUUUAGGCUUUAGAAAAAUUAACUUGAAAGUUUGGGUAUGGCUUGUGACACAAACUUAAAAGGACAAGCACCCUGAUGUAUGUGCACUCUAUCCUUUAACCUAUUACAUUAGCAUCGCACCAGGUUAAGCUUUUGAGUCCAUAAAAUACCAUAAUUUUUACUUUGAAUUUAUCUAAAAGGUUGACGCUGCCCUUUCUGGGUGGUUAAUGUACUUUUAGCAUUAGCAAAAUCCACUUAAUCCAUAUUUGCAUCAGACGAAUGGCUGAUCAUAUGAUUAAAGCUGAUAUAAAAUUUUAACCAGCUUGACUAAAAAUAUGCAAUAACGGUCUGUAUAUGGAAACUUUUCUUUUGCAGAAGACUGUGCAAGAGUCCAUUCAGAGUACUGCAUUUGUGGCAGAUGAGGAGGAAAAUUGGGGAUAAAGAUGCAUCUAACAAAACUCUUAAGAUUUAUUUUCAGAAAAUUACUACAAAUAUCACAGAAGCCAUUGGUUAUUUUAUUUUGCUUGUUUGCAUAAAAUGCAUAGUUAUAUUGUAAAGUGAA
This is a messenger RNA of Pelobates cultripes (western spadefoot toad), 51628 nucleotides long. NCBI's taxonomy places the organism in Eukaryota, Metazoa, Chordata, Amphibia, Anura, Pelobatidae. The record is from the annotation of a GenBank genome assembly.